AUGGAAAUUGCUAAUUUAAUAAGUCGAAUCCUAAAAAAAGCUUUUUCUAAUGCAUUAAGCUUUUCCUUGUAACUCGGCUAAAAUACCUAUUUGUGCAUUUCAACAUUAUAGAUUACUCAUAUUUUCUGUAUUUUUAAGCCAAUAAGAGGGAUAUAACCUAACCUACCCCUCUGCGCACGCCACUGAUUACCAUCAUACGUUAAGAACAUAAUAUGAAGGUAAUGAUCAAUUUGUGAGUUAUCUGAGUUUGUGAACAUUGCGAGUUUCUGACACAAAUAUGAUAAUAUGAUAACAUAUAUGGAAGAAAAUUUAACUGGAUUCAUGGAAUCAUAAUCAUAUAAAUUCAUUUUAGCUCGAACUUUGUGGUACAAAAAAAAAAAAAAAAUUGGGUGCGAUGAAUUUUUUAUAAGAAUUUUAAUAUCAAAGUUCGAUGAAAAUCAUUUUAGUAAAAAUUAUGUAAUUAUUUUGUGAUGCAUAAUUAUUAAGUAAUACAUCGAAGUUCAAGUAUACAAGUAAAUAUUAUGUAUAUGUAAUUAUUUUAUCAUAAUAAGACUUAUAUAUUGUUGACAAAACAACGCUAAUAAUCGAACUCUACUCAAAAUCGUUUUCCGUCAGCAAUGGUCUAUCGUUACGUACAGAUAUAUUAAAUUUCCCCUCUACCUGCCCAACUUCUCACCUACAACUGUGGCCCACUCAUCGUGAGAAGUAUGUCCGUAUUUUUUUAUUAUUCGAGACAAAAAUAAAAAAAAAAAACAAUUUAUGACGAUUACUUGAAUGUAUGCACUCCUGAGAUCGAAGGUUAAGAUUUCGUGUGACACUACAAGACAUUUCUACAAAAAUGUAUCUAUAUUAUUUUCAUGUACUGAACACGUUGUUUUUUGAAAACGAUAAUAAUUUCAAUUAUUUUUUUUUAUAGCUGGUUAUUGAAAUUGUUUAAAACCGGAUGGAAACGAAAUUUAAACGAAAAUGAUGUGUAUGCAAUAUUGGAGGAACAGAAGUCGUCGUUAUUAGGUAGUGAACUAGAAAAGUAUGUACCUAUAUAACUGAUAAUUUGUGAAAAAUAAUUGCAAAUAUUAUUGAUAUAUUUUAUUAUUUAUCAUCCAUCAAAAUUCAACUGGAUUUAGGAGAUGGAGAAAUGAGCUUGUCGAAGCAAAGAAUGCAAAUCGUGAUCCCAGAUUACUGAGAGUUUUACUUAAAAUGUUCGCCGGUCAGUUGUUGUUGUCUGCAUUUCUACAGACAAUUAAUGAAAUGGUGUUUAGGUAAAUUAACGUUUAGAAAAAAUGCUCAAAUAAAAAUCCAUUUUGAUAUAUUUUGUAAUUUUACUAUAUUUCAUAACUAGUCCGACCUAAUCUGGGUUCACUUCCAACGUAUAAUUGUUUAGGUGUUUUGGUAAAGAUUCUAGAAAGAAAUUUGUAUAAUUUGACAUAAGGUCUACACUUUAGACCGACUUUUGCUUUUUUCCUACGGUUUUUGUCGCAAAUAUAAAUAUAAAAAAAUAAACAAUAAUUUUUAAAUUUUCGAGUUUUCAAUUCAUUUUCGGUGUAAGAUUUAAUGAAAGUAUAAUUAAUCUAUUUCUAGAAUAUUUAUCGUAUCGCUCAUAUUGAACAGUCGGGAAACCAUUGGAAACGAGUAUCGAAUUAGCGAAUUUGAUUUUAUUCAUCUACAAUGUUUGUGUUUUGUUUAAACGUGAUGUAAAUCAUGACUUAAAUAGAAAUUCUCGGGGCAUACUAAUUGGCUGUCUAUUGGCGUAUUUCAACCCAAUCGGAUACAAACAAAUCGACAAAAUAUACGCGUGCAUUUAUGCAGUGGCCUUAAUUUUUUCUAUGGCGGCUACACUUGUGAUAGGACGAUACGUGCACACGGAAAUGGAACAUUGUGGCAUGAAGAUGCGUGUGGCUUGUUGUUCGAUAAUAUUUAAAAAGGUCUUAUCUAGUUUUAUCUCAUGAAAAAAUAAAAAUAAAAAUGGCAUUCGUUACACUAAUAAUAAUAUUAUUAUUAUUUGUACAUACAUAGGCAUUACGAUUAAGUAAACUUUCGCUUGAAGUAACAACGGUCGGUCAAGUAGUGAAUUUGACAUCAAACGACGUUUAUCGAUUCGACAUGGCGUUGAAAUGCGUCCAUUAUUUAUGGAUGUGUCCUUUAGGAACGGUUUUGAUCGCAUAUUUGCUAUGGCUAGAAAUCGGCUGGUCCGUAUUUUUUGGGGUGUCCGCGGUGUUUAUCUUUAUUCCGUUACAAGGUUGAUAAUAUUAUAAAACCAUAAUAUACCUAUGGUUAUUUUUGUACUAAUAUUUACAUAAAAAAUAUAAAUAAAAACAAAUUCCACUUUCAGGCAGGAUGGGAAAGAAUAUUUCAAAAUUUCGAUCGAAGAUAGCGCUCAGGACGGACGAGAGAGUGAGACUGAUGAACGAAAUAAUGUCCGGUAUACAGGUUAUUAAGAUGUAUACGUGGGAAAAAUUUUUUACAAAACUCGUGCACAACACCAGAAAGUAUUAUUUAUUAAAUAUUUUAUUUCAUACAACGUUAUGCAUUAUACAUAUAAUUGUAUAAUUUGUUAAAGGCAGGAAAUUCGAGAGAUUAGAAGUACCUUGUUUAGAAAAUUGGUUUUAAAAUCGUUCAGAGAUUUCCAAAUAAGACUCGCCCUGUUAACUACUAUUUUAGUGUACAUAUUUUUAGGACACAACAUUGAUACACGAAAGGUAAAAUAAAGAAUCACGAAAUUUCUAAUACUUACCGUGAUUUAAUAAAUUAUUAACCUUAUAUCAAUUGUGACAACAAUAUUAUACAGUAAUACAAAAUUAUUAGGUAUUUAUCAUGAUCGCGUAUUAUAAUAUAGUGAAGAUUUCAUCGUCCGCAUUGCCCGUGUGCAUUGAAAACUUAUCCGAAAUGUUUACGUCCGUUGACCGGAUUCAAGUAAAUUUUAACAUGGAAAUUAAAAUAACCAAUAUUGUGUGUUUAUCCUAUUUAAUUAAACUAUUCUGUUUUUUAAAAGAAAUUUCUAUCGUACGAGGAGAAACACACACAAACGUCACCGCAGUUUUUAGAAUCCAAAAAUAUAGCGUCCAGUGCUAAUAACGUAAACGUGUCGACCUGCGAAAAAAACUCAAAAACUAGCAUCGAUAAUCGAAAAACAUCAAACGGUAUAGAUUUGUUGAAUGUUAACGCCAAAUGGACGGACGUUCAGCCGGAAAACACUUUAAAUGAUAUUAAUUUAUCCGUCGCUCUCGGUGAGUUGGUCGCAAUUAUCGGACCCGUAGGAGCCGGAAAAGUAUGUAUACUGUUAGGAAUAUAAUAAUUUGCAUAUUUUCAGCAUAAUUGAAUAUUAAUUUCGAUUUUAGAGUUCGUUGAUACAGGCGAUUUUAGGGGAAAUACCGUUGUCGGGCGGAAGCGUUUCUUUGCGCGGCGUAAUAUCGUAUGCAUCUCAAGAACCGUGGUUAUUCAAUUCUUCGGUUCGGGACAACAUUUUAUUCAGCUCGCCGAUGGACAAAAAACGUUAUUUACAAGUAGGAACCAACGAACCGUGCAUAAUAUUUAAAUAUUCGAUUUUAGGAUUUAUACUACAUUAAAAUAUUAUAUUAUAUAAAGAGGCCUGUGAUCACCCCCCUCCCAUCUCGUCGAGAAAUAUUUUCGACACUUUAUAUUAGUACCUAUCAUAUUAACCCAAAUUUCUUGUUACAGUCUCAUUGGUAUACUUUGGUAGGGUGGAGUCAAUAUCCUUGUUAUCGUUACUAAUUUCUAUUGUAUUCGUUCAUAGUGUACUUUCGUAAUUUAAUAUUCCGUGUGGUUAUUAUUAUAUAAAUUUACACUAAUUUAUUUACUGGGUGAUAUUAAUUAUUGAAAAAUAUAGACAGCAUGGGAUGAACAUAGAAAAGAAAAUGCAAUUUUAAAAAAUUAUUACUAAUUUUUACUUCCAUAAUGUUUUUAAUACUUUGAAAUUAAAAUUAAGUAUUGGAAAACUUAUAAUGUAUUCACGAUUAAAUUUUGAAUUUUUUUUUAUAACCAUAGAUGAAUUAAAUCAAAUAUUAAUAGAAAAAGAUCUUAACCUAACAUAACUUAUGAGUGGUAAAUAGUUUGUACUAUAAAAUACAUAUGCAUAAACUAAUGGAAUAAGGAAUGAUUUAAACUGAAGCUUGCUAAAAAAUGUUCAAAUGGUAGGAUUAAUAUGAACAAUUGUUUUAACUGAAACCACUAAAAAUUUACAUAUUUUCUGUACCGAUUAGAGUAAUACAUUUCCAACAAGGAUAGUAGGAGGGGUUGAACUCCAUGAACCUUCGUGAGUUUGAAAUUCGAUCCUCCCCUCAUAACUUAAAAUAAUUAUUUAUGAUUUUUUUUUUGUAUUUUUUCUGCAUAUUUUUUUGUAUAGUUUAAGAAAUUUAAGACGAUAUUUAAUUUAUACUUCGUUAGUUUUUAGUGUAUAAUUGCAUGCAUAUUUAAAUGUUUUUGAAAACAUUAAAAUCACAGUCGUGUUUUAUAUAUUAUAGGUAAUAAGUGUAUGUGCGUUGGAAACCGAUUUACUUCGAUUACCGUAUGGCGAUAAAACAAUCGUCGGUGACAAAGGGGUUUCACUUAGUGCCGGGCAAAGAGCUAGGAUAAAUUUGGCAAGGUAAGUAAAAGUAAUAGGUGAUAUUAAAGUUCUAUGUUCGAUUUUAUUACUUCUAGUGUUUUGAAACAGAGCCGUAUACAGACAAGCAGAUAUUUAUUUACUGGACGAUCCUCUAUCAGCCGUCGACCCGAAUGUCGCCAAACAAUUGUUUGAAAAGUGUAUCGAUGGUAAGGUUAUCUUAUAUUUAAAAUUGAAAUUCUGUUUGUAUAUCUUCUUAGUUUGACCGUUAGAUAAACCGACAGUUUUAUUCCGAUCUUGAUUAAACUUAGCUAGUUUGACAUUCGACACAAGAGGAAUAUCGCUGAUACUUUUUAUUACACAAUUCAACCACUAGAUGGUAGCUGAAAUAAGGUUUUUAGUAUUUUUGGAUAAAUAGUUGUCUUUUUUCUUUUGUUGAUUUAUAGGUUAAUUUUGUGUCAUGAAAGAAUAAUAACAGUUAUUAAUAUUAUUUAAUUUAGUUGCAAUAGGGAUGUUACAAUUAUAAAAGAUAAAUUACGGGACAAUAACGAUUAAAUUUGAUUGGGAUAAGGGUGGAAACGGGAAUAAGCUUUAAAUUUAAUUCCUUUUUAUGAUUUUAGUUUUUGAAAAGAUUAAGCUCGGGAAAUAUCGGCUAAUUCAACUAGAAUUAUUUUAAAAUAAAAUACGUGUUUUAAUACUUAAAUGUUUAAUAUGCACAAUAUGAUAUUUUGUAAUACGUAUAGGUUACCUCAAAAAUAAAACGCGUGUUCUUGUCACGCAUCAAUUACAAUACUUGACGAACGUAAAUCGAAUUCUUCUUAUGGAAAAGGUUGACCGUAACAUAAUAUAAGCCAUAUGAAUUUAGAACGAAUAUAAAUUAUUUUUAAUCUUUGUCUAUAUUAAGGCAAAUAUAAUAGCUGUGGGUUCAUACCACCAACUCCAAUCGUAUAGAGUGGAUUUGUUCAAAUCUUUCGGACUGUCGGAAGAAACAUACGAUACCAAAACGUCUAUUGAAAAAAUUAAUUCUAGCAGUUUAGAUAAUCUCAACCAUGUAUCAACUCGACAAUGUACCGCUCAAAACGUUUCGGUAUCCUCCGCCGAAGAAAAUAACUCAAAUGGAAUUCAAAAAAAACUACAGCCGAUCACAGUGUUGGAAACACGAACUUCUGGAAAAGUUUCUCUUCAGGAUUAUUUGUCGUAUAUCAUUGCCGGCGGAAGUAUUUUUAAACUAUUUUCCGUAGCAUUUAUUACUGUUUUCACUCAAAUACUGUGUACUUCCGAAGAAUAUUGGAUAAGUUAUUGGUACCUACUUAAAAUAUAAUUACUAUAUUGAAGACGCCACACCCGAAUUUACUUUCUUCGUCUUACAAGCAUGUAACAGUAAAUUUACGUCCAGUAAGAAGGACAAAUUUUGUGCCGUUAGUUUUAAUAUUAAAUCUAAUUGACUUUUUACUAAACUUAAAGGUAAGAAGAUUAUAUGUGCCAUAGCGUUGAUGUUUUUUCGAUAUUUUUAUUUUUAAAUUAGAUAUGACUAUUUGUGUUUGCGAAAUAUCUCAAUUUAAAAAUUAUUAUAUCGAAAAAACAUCAACACUAGGGCACAUACAAUCUUACCUUUAUGUUUGAUAAUAUUAAAAUUAACGGCACAAAAUGUGUCCUACUGAACGCAAGUUUACUAUGUCUCGCGUUUAUAAGACGGAGAUGUCAAUGUGGGGUCCUCUUAAUUCUAUGAAAUCCAUAACUAAAUUAAACAAUAUUUCUCAAUCACAGGGUGAAUUUAGAAGAUCAUGUUUUUCGUAGUGCAAACGACGAACGUGCAUUUAACGGCACAACGACAACAGGUGAAACGUCUAAUACGUCAUCCUUAUUAUUAUGGUGGUCAGUUUCUCAUCAAUUAUGUCUUAUAAUUUAUGUCGUGUUAAACGGUAUGAUUCUAUCGGCAGUCUUGAUUAGAUGCACUUAUCACGUAUCAUUUUUUACGGAAGCCUCUAUGAAUUUACAUAAUAAUAUGUUCAACGCUAUAACUAAGGCCAAAAUGUAUUUCUUUAAUACUAAUUCUUCAGGUAAUAAUCUUUGUUUAUUUUUUAGUUUUAUAAAUACGUAGUUAGCCUUAUCUAAACCAUUCGGGUUUUUUUUUUUUUUUAGGGAGAAUUCUUAAUCGUUUCACUAAAGACAUGGGAUUAAUUGACGAAAAUUUACCGGCAUUGUUUACAGAUGUUAUGGCCGUAAGAUCUAGAACAUGACUCGACUAGACUAAAAUAUUUUUGGGCGAUGGAAACUAAUAAAAUACAAUAUAAUGAUAACUCUGUUUUUUGUUUACUAGAUCGGACUUUUAUUAAUAGCGAGUACAGUUCUGGUCGGAUUAAUUGACGUUUACCUCUUGAUACCCACUUUAUGCAUCGGAGUUACUUGUUGUUACGUGGCAGUUUAUAUUUUGUCAACAACACGUGAUAUCCAACGGUUGGAAGCGGUCUGUAAGUAGUGCAAAACCACAUUUCAUCAUAAACUUAUAGAAACUAUGGUGAUGAUUCAAAUUCAUAUACUUUAUAAUUAUGUUCUGUUUUCGAUUAAAAUUAAAUUGAAUUAUUAUAAUAUUUAUAGCUCGAAGUCCCAUCUUUGCACAUUUGAACGAAUCGUUACAAGGGAUAAUAACAAUUAGAGCGUUUGAAGCCGAAAAAAUCGUGUCCAGAGCGUUCGAUGAUCACCAAGUAAGGAAAAUUAUAGCUAUUCCAAUAAAGCUAUAAAAAUAAUUUAUGGCGAUGAAUGUCAUUUUGUUAUGAUCAAAUAAUGUUAACAUUAUUACGUAUAAUAGACCAUAGUCUAACUAAUGGCAAUUAUAAUUUAAAGAACAUAAUUACUCUAGUACCACAUAAGUGAUUCCUCGUUGCUUUCAUUAUAUUUUCCUUAACUAUCUAUAUAAUAUGGACAAAUUAGUAUUAUUUAAUUAAUUUUUUCAUUUUUAGGACUCAAAUUCUUCAAUUUGGUAUAUAUCACUUGUUUCGAAUCAGGCAUUCGGUUUCGUAAUCGAUUUGAUGUGCCUUAUUUAUUUAAGCAUUUUAAUGUUUAUAUUUUUAGUUAUACAAAAUUGUAAGAAUACAAAACAAAAUAACAAAAUUGUUGAUAUAUUGUUUAUUCUAACUGCUUAUACUGUUUAGAUACAAGUGGAGGAAACAUCGGAUUGAUUAUAACUCAAACAAUAGGUUUAAUAGGAAACCUUCAAUGGGGAAUAAGACAAUGUUCACAAAUAGAAAAUCAAAUGACGUCUGUCGAAAGAAUUCUGGAAUAUACCAAUUUACCACAAGAAUGUGCUCUCGAUUCUUCUCCUAGUAAUAUAAAAAAUUAAUUAGCUAAUAAACAUAUAUUAAAAUGAUCCUUAAGCCUAGAUCUAACUUGUGUUUGUUUUAGAUAAAAAACCACCAAAAGAAUGGCCCAACCAAGGUAAUAUUGUUUUUCAGAAGUUCAGUCUGCGUUAUACUCCGGAUUCACCAUACAUCUUAAAAGACGUAAACAUAACAAUUCAGUCAAUGGAAAAGGUAUAUUACAAAAUAUUAUACUAUUGUAAAUUAUACUAAUCCAUUUGAAACAGGUACUACAAACAUAGCAAAACUUUGCAAAACCACUCUAACUAACCUUAUUCAGAUUUAAUAGACAUUGUUAGAGAAUUGUUAGAAUUUGUUAGAACAUUUUUUUAAAUGUAUACAUAUAGUUAGGCAGUGAGUAACUCAGCUACUUAUUUAGCUAUACUUUGUAAUUUUAGGUGGGAAUCGUUGGUAGGACUGGUGCCGGAAAAUCAUCCUUAAUAAACGCAUUAUUCAGAUUAGCCCUGAACGAGGGUAAUAUUAUUAUCGAUGGAAUAGAAAUCCACGAAUUGUUACUUGACGAUUUGCGAUCUAAACUCUCAAUUAUUCCUCAAGAACCGGUAUUGUUUUCGGGAACCAUGCGGAAAAAUCUGGAUCCGUUUGACGAAUACCCCGACCAUGUUCUUUGGAAUGCUUUAGAUGAAGUAUAUUUUUCCUUUUAUUAUUUAUCAAAGUUCAUACAUUAUUGCAAAAUUAUAUUUAUAUAUAUAUAAAUAUAUAUGUAUAUUAUUAUUAUAAAUAUUUCAGGUACAGCUAAAAAAUGUUGUAGAGAAUUUAUCGGGUGGUUUGAACUCAAAGAUAUCCGAAGGAGGUGCCAAUUUCAGUGUAGGUCAGAAACAAUUGGUUUGUUUAGCUCGGGCUAUAGUGCGGAAUAACAAAAUCCUCAUACUGGAUGAAGCUACUGCCAAUGUUGAUUUAAUGUAAGUUAAGAGCAUUAAUGCUUUAUUAAUGGAAUUGAAAUAAAUAAUAUAAAUUGUACGAUUUGUUACGUUAUUUUGGUUUACAGGUCCGACGCGUUGAUUCAAAAUACUAUUAGAAAUAAAUUUCGGUCGUGCACAAUACUGAUAAUAGCUCACCGGUUAAACACUAUUAUGGACUUGGAAAAGGUGAUUGUCGUAGACAGAGGUACGGUGGUCGAAUUCGAUCAUCCGCACAAUUUGUUAAAAAAUAUAGACGGGUUUUUCUACAAAAUGGUCGACCAAACGGACCGAGACAUGGCCGUAUCGUUACACGCUAUUGCAGCAGAGGUAGGUAUCUGAUGAGUUUGCAAUAGUAUUAUUUUUUGUACAUUAUAUUUUGCAAUAACAGCGAAUUAUAAUAUAUUUUAAUAAUUUUCAGAGCUAUAAAACUUUAAGUACGAUAACAGAUUUUCCAAUAGUUGACACGGAUCUAAAAGCUCCAAAAAACGAAUAAUAAAAAUACGUAUUAUUUUUGUAUCACACUUUUCUGUAUACACAUUCGUUGUGAAACCAUAGAAAUAUUUGUAAAAAAAAAAAAAUAUAAAAUAUAUGUUAAUACGUGUUAUUUUAGAUUCGGAGUGUAGCAUGAAUCUAUAAAUGAACUUCACCCCGAAUCAUUUUUCGUUUGCAAUGGCUUAUCGUUGCAUACAAGUUUCAGGUAUUAAUAAAAUAAAUAUAUGUAUUCUAUCUACAACAGCGGCACACGCGUCCCCAUUAUCGGUUCUAUUUUGUUUAGGUUUAUUAAUUUUAUUAUAUCUAAAUCAUGUAUGGUAGCUUAAUUCUUGAAUUUGAAGUUAAAUAAACGGGUUUUAUGAAAAUGGAGGUAAAUAAAACAAAACAGGCUUUUAUUGAAAUAUUAUCUUCCCAGCCAAAUUUCUUUUCAAAAAAAUUGCUAUCAUUUUAAAUCGGAGCAAAAUUGCUGGUAGAAAAUUUAUUCACAGAAAAAAAAUAUCGGAAUUUUUUAUUAAUACAUUUCGUACAUUUUCCCUUUUUUCUCAGUUUUUUUUCGGUUUUUCACAUUUGAUGAGAAAACUCUUGAAAAAAUCGAAAAAUGACCACCUUAAAGUACCUUCCCAGUCAGAUUUAAUUUUAGAAAAAGUGCUAUCAUUGUAAAUCGGAGCAAAAUUGUAGGAAUUAAAGUUGUUAACAGGAAAAAAAUUAAAAAUAAAAGCAAGUGCUGUCUACUUAGCAUUUAAUAGUGAAGUUUUAGGUCUUGGACGUACUGUACUUUGUCUCACAUGGUUCUAAUUUUUAAAUAAUUAAAUUGCAUCGACAUUCAAGAUGGGGUUUGAUGAAUGUAACCAUAAAGUUCUACAUGAUUUGAAGAAAAAGCGAAUCAAAUCGUUGUUGAUACGGAUUUGCACAUUUAUAAACAAAUUUAAUGUAAGAAAGGAGGUUAUUACGUUGGUUAAAAGUAAGCAAGAGAAGAUUUCGGCGAUAAACUGUAAAUUUGACGAUAUCCAAUCUCAAAUAAGAGCUUCUUAACGUUGAUAAUGCGGAAGCGAUCGAGCUAGAAAGAGAGAAGUUCGAGAACAAUUAUUUUGCCAUUAGAACAAAUUCAAAAUGCAGAGUUGAUCAAUGCAGAAAAGAGCCACAACUCAUCUAUGCAAAAUAAUUCCAUGAACGCAUCUACCCCGGUUCAAAGAACUUGGCUAGGACCACCUUUACCCAGAUUUGAUGACAAUAAACAAGAGUGGGAAUCCUAGUUUAAUUGCUUCAAGUCUAUGGUAUAUAGCGAGGAUGCCUUUCCGCCAGCGCAGAAGUUUUCGUAUCUAAGAUCUUUCUUAGCCGGUGCCACAUUGGAUAUUAUCAAGGCAAUUCCAAUAACAGAAGCCAAUUAUGCCGUAGCAAUAAAUAGAUUGAAAAAAUGGUAUGAGAACAGAAUUAUGGUAAUACAGUUUCAUAUUGGGAAUAUAUUGAAUUGUCCAUAAGUCGAAUCUAUACUAUCCAUACACCAUACUGCAUUCAAGUGUUGUUUCUCAUGUUCUGAAACUAAAAGUAUUGGAGCAGCCAGUGAAAAUAUGGAAUGCAUGGUUUGUAACAGUUUUGCUCAGGAAGAUUGAUCAUGUUACGCAUAAGGACACUGAGCAUAGAAUUGGAUGAAUUUCUAGCAAAUCGGAGCAUGGAACAGUAGCAAGGCAGGGAUCAAGAAGGACUGGAAUAAUACACAGCCCGAAAGUAAGGUCACGCUGGCUGUGAUGGAUGCCGAGCCUGAAACCUGUGCGUGCUGUUCUAAAGUGCAUUGGAUAUACGCAUGUAGGGAAUUCAAGUAAUUGGUACAAGUGGAGUGUUUUAAUUGAGUGCCAUCUACUCGGUUAUGUUUUAAAUGUUAAAGCCCGUACUAUAUGACUAAUUUUUGUCAGUCAAGAUCCUUUUGUCAGUGUUGCAAGGGAAAGCACUGGUAGGCCACAUACACACACACACACACACACACACACACACACACACACACACACACGCAUUACACAAUGGGUAUGAACUCUAAACUAUAAGUUAAUGUUAUCUGUUUUUGUGAAUUAUAAAAGUAUAUUUAAACUAUCGAUAAAACUGUUACUGCGAUAAAGUAAUUUUUUGCUGUGUAUCGGCUAAAAUAGCCAAAUCAGUUAAAAUAUACGUAAAUUAUUAUGAACAUUAUUAUUUUUGUUAUUAUAAAAUCGUGUGCGCCAAUCGUCGUGAAUAACAUUAUUUAAUGUAAAAGGCGAGAACGCUUAUUUUCACCGCCGUUACCAUUUUGUCUAAAAUAAUUAUUUAUAGUUUUUAAGUGCGUGUGUGUAAUUAAAUUAUUUAGGUAUAGGUGCAGAGCAGCUAGGUCAGUCUACUCUCCACACAAAUUGUGAGUUCUUUUUAUUAUUAUUUGGUAUUGUUAGUUACCUUGCCAAUUUAUUUAUUCUUCCAAACCGACAAUAGUUUUUGUACUUAUUAUUUUUUUACCCUAUAAUACUAUUAUUUUUUACGUAUGCGUGUUGCUAUGAAUUUUUCUUUUAUAUAUUUUAUAUUGAUAUUGUCUUGAUCAUUUAUUUGAAGUUUAACUGAUUAGUAAUAAGUAAUAAUAUUUGUUACCUGACCAUGGUUUAUAGCAGUUUUAAACCAUGUUAUCAAAAAUUCAUAAUAAUGGAGAUAGAUAAGAAUAUAACAUUAUCAUCUAUUUUUUAUGCAAAUUACAAACAAAACAAUUUAGGUUAAGCAUGCAUUUAGGAACAUUUUCAAUAAAAUUCAUUACAAAAACCGAAAUUUUAUUUAUAUUUUAUUUUAUUUUAUAUUUUGAUUUGGAUAGUGGAUUUUAGCAAUAGUUUUUGGCACCUUUUAAAAUGUAUCGCUCUAAGCAAUUGCUUAUAUUUCCUAUAUAUUAAUCCUCCCCUGCUCCCGGCUCGAAUAAUUAUAAUUUUUUAAAAGUAGGAAUACCUCAAAAAAUAGAAAUGACAAUAAUAACAAAUAAUAACCUACUAUUUAGUUAUAAAAUUAAAAUAAAACAAAAAUUGUAUUCAACUUCUUUAUUGAUAGAAACCACUUUUGAGACGCUAUUAAAAAUCUACUUUCAUCAUAAUUUUAAUGAAAUUUCGGAGGGUAGCGGUUCGAACCCCUAUAACCCUCUUCCCCCCAUUAUACAUGCGUCGGGAUGAUAAUGUCUGAUUGUAGGUUCAUUUUUGAUAAUUUUUCUGAAAAUAUACAUUAAAUAAUAGGUACAUUAGAUUAUAAUAUUAUCUUUUGUGCGAUAAUAAGUAUAGGUUCACUAUCACAGAAUGGAAAAUAUUUAUUUAUUUAUUUAAUGAUAAACUAUUAGAUUUUUGUUAUUUUAUUCUCCAUUAUUAGCUAUAUAUCUUUAAUAUAGUUACUAAUUAAUAUUUGGUAUUGGUAUAUACUAUCGUACAAAUUCACAAGAACCUUAAUCAGUCUCUCUCUCUCUCUCUCUCUCUCUCUCUCUUGAGUUACAUAUUUUACACUAGUAAGUUAUAAUGUAUUAGUAAGAGAUUAAUUUAAGAGAAUCAUUUUAGUGCCAAAAUCUCACAGUUUUUUUCUACUAUCUAUAUUGUAUUACUACCCGUGGCGUGCCCAGGAAUUUUUAAUGAGAAGAGAUAUAAUAAGAAUUAUGAAUGAUUCGUACCAUACGCACCAUACGCAUCAGUGCGUAACCUCUCAUUUUUUUUCUAGGUUUGCCCAGCAGAAGCCCCCUUUUUUUCUCCAGUCCUUUCCUAUCAUCUUUAACCUAACCAACUACAUUUAUCCAAAAGAGUUUGAUUAUAGUAGUUGCAGAACCGAAGAAAGGCUGCUAUAUUCGGAACACAUAUUCUUAAAUAAGUAUCUAUCUGUAUGUUACUCUGCUUUUCUACAUAUUUAGAAGUAGUGACUUCCUAUAAGUCCUGCCGAAGGGCUUUACACAACUUGCAAUAAAUCAAUGCUUCGUUAUAUUAAUUAAAUAAUUAACUUUUUUUAACUGAAAAUAUCAAGUAAUCGGCUGAAUUUAAUCUUUUAGUCACACAGUUAUAAAUAUAAAUAAUUCUUUAUAUUAUGUUGUGCAAGAAUAACAUUACGAACAUAACAUUAUAAAUUGUUAAUUGUUAAUCACAUGAGCUGUGAAAUCAAAUUUCCCUUCCAGUUGACUUGUUGCAGUUACAAUAUUUUUUGAGGCUUUUUUUUACGUAAUUUUUAUUAGGUAUCGGUAGGUCCUCUAUGGAUAAAAUUAUAAAGACUAAACAAAAUUGCUUACAAACUUAACAGGAGUUUCCGUUCUUCAAAACAUGUAUAACAAAAAUUCGCUCAGACCCGUUUUCGUUAGCGAACAUUAAUUGCUGUGUACAGAAAUAUAUUGAAUUCCCCUCUAUAUCCUACUUUCCCAACUUCUCAUUUACAACAGUGACCGAUCGUGUGAAGUAUGUCCGUAUCUUUUUAUUAUUAUUUGUAACUCGCGUGUUUCGCUACAUACUUUGUAUAGAGACGAUCCUAGGGGAGGUUUGGGAGGUGUGAUAUCUCCCAUAAAAUGGGAAAGAGGGUUACAAGGGCUUUGUAACAUCGCUAUCUUAACAUUUUCCGAAAAUAAUAAAAUAAAGUUAUUUUUUUAAUAAAAAAAAAUUGAAUUCAAUUAUAAAUAUUUGUAGUCUUUAUCCUUAAAAACAGAAUUUGAUUAUAUUUUAUUAUCUCCGGUGAUAUUCAAGGGGUACAUCUUCGUGGGACAGCGUGUAUAUUAAUGUUUAUAUAAAUACACUAAGGUCUUUGCGCAAAAUAAUGUUAAGUAUAGGCAACUUUACUAACACAUGUGCAAUGCAAUAAACAUUAGUAUAGCAAUAGGUUUGUUGAAAGCAUUUAUAAGCACCGAGUAUAGAUAAUGUGUUCCAACUAAUAAUGUGACAAAUCUGGAUUAUCCGAAAAUCCAAAAAAUUCGGAUUUUGGAUAUUAAACUACUAUAUCCGGAUUUUGGAUUAUGAAAUCCAAAUGUCGAAUUUACGGAUUUCAAAAUCCAAAAAUUUUAUUAUAAGUAUUACAUAAAAAUAUACUAUUCAAUGUUUCAAAAUCAAAAAUCCGGAUUUUCAAACUUCGACAAAACUGUUAUCUUUAAACUGUUAUCACUAGUUCCAACUUAACUCAUUUAGUUUUGACAUUUUAAAGAUAAUAAUACCAUUCAUAUAGGUUUUAUGGAAACUACAUUUUACCGCGGUAAAAUCAAAUAAUAACGCAUCAUGUUCACCCGUGGUACCUUUUUAAAAAAACUACUGAUCAUGAAAUUAAGAAAAAUCACACUCCGAUACCUUAAAAAUCCCAAACAUCGCCGUGAAUACUGUAAAAUCUGAUAUUUACGUACCUAGUUGAUCCUAUAUAAGUCAAAAUCCUUGGUUUCUAUCUCGGUUGUGAAUUUCUAUAUAACUAUCACGAUGGGAACUAUCACCGUAUGGGCCACGCCUUUUGAAACAUUGUACGUAUACCUAUAAAACAAACGGGUAACCUCUGAGAGGUUAGCUAAACAAUAAUAACGACCAUAAAAAAAAAAAAGAAAAAAUGAUAAUAGUUUUAAUUUAAACAUUAUACACUGAUAAUUUGUUAUAUUAAUUAGUAAUCGUCGAGAGCGAUGAGUCAUUAACAGCGGAAAAUAUUAUUAAUAACGUCACUGCGUGAAAAUACAAUCGCUAACAUAAUUAGAAGUCUCCAUUGAAUAUGUGAAUUAAUACAUACGUGAAUACAACUCUGCAAAUGAAUAAAAUUUUAAUAUCUAUGUUUACGUGUUUUAAUGUUAUUAUAACACUAAAAUACGUGAAUGCGUAAAUAUACUUUUACACCGUUAUAAUUACACGCGUAUAGAGAUUUUUUAAGUACAUGGCUUUAUAGAUUCAGAUGUCCAUUUCAAGUAAAUACGUGAAAAUGUGUACACGUGACAUAGGUAGCUCUAAACAUAGUAAUCAUUUUUAUAAAAAUAUAUAAAACCCCAAUUUAUAUCGAUAUUAUGAUACAACGAAUAAUAUUAUUUUAUCGUAAUUUAUACGUAAAUCGAGUAUAUACCCAGACAUUUCAGUAAGGCCACAGGUUUUAUUAUAUCAUUAAAAGGUUUUAUUUUAAUUGCACAAAUUAUCGCUGGUUUUUCAAUGCACUGAUAAACACAUACCUAAACAACAAAAAACGCCUGCUUUAAUUUUAUUUUAAUCAAAUAACGAUUCAGAGCUCAGUGAUAUAAGCAGUUACUAUAGGAUCUGUAUAUUGUAUUUUUUACUAAAAUAUUUUUUUAACUUGAUUAUACUAAUAAUCAUUCAAAAAUCGAUACAAAUUUUAAAUAAACUUAUCUAAUACCAUUUGUUAUUAGUUUUUUUUAUUUUUAGAAAAGCAGCUGACUAUUUUAAAAAAAGUUCAAAUAAACUUCCACUAGAAAUCAUAUUUUUUUAAGCGCUGCGUGAACAGAUUUAAUCAUUUUUCUUAAUCGAAAAAGUGUUUAACCUAUAACGAUAAAUACUAAAAAGUACAACUGUUAUCACAACUUAUUAGAAAUUUGGAAGAAAUGAAUUAUAAAACCAUGCGAUAAAACGAGACGGUUAAACAAUAUACCUAUCGAGCGUGAAUUAUUAAUAAUGGCACCCCCUCCUCCCCCCUUUAUGUUGAACAGUGUCCUUUAUUUUAUUCGAUUAAACUGAUACGUCUAAACUAUAGUAAAAACUACUACUUCUACUGUCGUAGUACCUAUUUAAUUUGACUAGAAUUACUCCCAUGUAAAUAUUAAUUGCAGAUAGAAACAUAUCAUAUUAUUAUUAUCAAAACGAAUUUGUAUAAUUAUUAACAAUAAUAUGUAUAUACAUAUAGAAACUCGUAUAUACUAUGCAUUUGAAUAUUUUUAUGAGCACGUACGGAAUGUUUCAGUUUAACGUCAGGACGGUACUAAUGCAGUGCAACAAAAAUUAACGAAAAAAAUGUCAUUAUUUAUUUACGAAUUCGCUACGUAGAUUAAUGGUACCUGAGUGAUUAUAAUUACAUCAUUGUGUUUAGAAUUCGCAUAUUAUACCGGCUUACAUUGUAUUUUUGAAUGAUUUUCUUAUGGUAAGUACAUAAAAACCAUAAUAGUUUUAGAUAAAUGUUUGGUUAAAUUUGUUAUCUAAUUGUAGCGAAGAGUCUAUUAGUUUUACUACUAUUCGGUGACACCAUAUAUUUUAAUUGGUUUAGACCUAAAAUUCAGACAAAACAAUAAAAAUUGUAUUUAUAAGAUUUAAAUUUUGAAAAUCGAUAAUAAUUACUUCGGUUCUUUACUAGGAUACGUUGGAAAUAAAUAUUUAAUUAUUUUACUGUGAAUUAUAAAAAAAAAUCGAUUGUAUUUUAAAAAAUUAUCAAAAGAGUACUUCAAAUAUUUUGUCUUUUAUUUUUGAUAAAGAGAAUUAAAUUUUUUUUAAAAAAAUAGAAAAGGUAUCCUAGUAAAGAACCUAAAUAAUCAUAAUACCUUUUCAAACGAAAAUCCCACAAUUUCAAUAGUUUCGUAUGGCUUUUCAUUCUAAAACGUUAUAUUUCGAUAUUCGUUCAUAGAAACGGCCGUACCCUUUCCCUUUAAUUUAAUAUUAGAUAGUAAAUACAGUUGUAUGCUCAGGAAUUUUUAAUGGGAAUGGAUGUAACAAAUAAAAAUCGUGAAAAAAUAGUAAAAUCGUCUUCUCUACCUGACUCGACUAUGGGAAUUGGUAAUUUAAAAACCAGAUCCUAAAAAAAUAGUCAAUUUUUAUUCAAUACAUCAAGUUUUUUCUUGGAAAUUGGCCGAAAUUUAUGAGUUUCGAUAUUAGAUUACUCAUAUUUUGUUGUAUAUUUAAGCCAUUAGGGGGAUAUAAUCUCUAACGUCCCCCCCUCUGGGCAAGCCACUGAGUAAAUUAGUAGAACAGGAAUAUCAUUAGGGUAGUCAUAUAAAUGUAAAAAACAUUUUAACAAUUUAUAAAAUUAGAGAAAAUUUGAAAAAUUGUCAUCAAUUCUCUUAAGAUUUGGUUUUUAUUUUCCCAAGUAAAAACACAUUUCCGUCAAGUUAAAACACCCAAAAUUGUUCACGUGAAAUACAGAAUGUCUCACAGUGUUAUCCUUAUACAAAUAACUUUUUCAAUAUUAAUUUUUUUUUCAAUCGGGUUAUGUGCGAGGAGCACACGUGUGUAGAAAAAAAUGCAUUUUUUUUUUUUGCAUUCCUUUACUGAAAAAUAAUUUUUUUAAUUUUCCACUUUGUAAAUUAUAUUAUUCUAAACAUUUUAAUGUAUCAUACAUUCAUAUACGAUAAACAGUUUCUUAUUAGAAGACAUUUUAAUUUCUAGAAAACCAUUGAGAAAACAAUUAAAUAUAUAUAAUAGUAGAGUUUUAUUUUAGACCCGGAGCGUAGCGUAUCUAUUGGUUUCACUAUGACGCCUGUUUUUGUAUUUUUUCUUUUUUGUGUGUGGACAACUUUUCUACCAGAAUACUAGAACCGAAUUAUAGACUAUGGAACUUUUUCUGAAAAGUAAUUUUCUCUUUGGUAAAUUUAGGAGGUAAUUUUUUGAUUUUUCAAGGGUUUUUCGAAAUAGUUGAGAAAAAUCUGAAGGAAAAAUUAUUGGUACAACAGAAAAUAUUUAUAACGCGCUACGAUGUUACCGUUUUCAUUAUGUUUCUUACGUAUACACGAUAUUUUCUAUCAAAAAUAUUGCUUCAAACUAAAAAUGACAUGAGUUCAAUUUUGUUUCUUUUAAUAUUUCGUCAUUGCCACGGAAGGUCAUUUUUGAUAAUAAUUAGGAAAAACAAAAAAUUACGAAAUAUACGUAUUUUUUAAAAUUCCGGCAAAACGAUUUCAUUAUUUUAGAUUUUUACGGUUUAUGUUUUCUAGCAUAAAUAUUUCUCCAAAAAAAAAAAACAUCAAACUAUCUUUUUUGUUUAAGGAUGUCGUUUUAUGAUUUUCUUUAUAGUUUUUUUUAAUAAUUGGGGGAAACCUAUAAAUACGUAGAAAUUACGGGAAAAUUUACGAAAAUAAUUUUGUUAUUAUUUUUUAUUAAUGUAAUUCAGUUUAAUAUAUUUAUAGAGACUUGAAAUUUUAAUAAAAUCUUAUAUUUGCUUUUUCUAAACGUGGUAAAACUUUCAAUUGGGCAGUUUUUAUGCUAAUUAUAUACAUUUAAAUUUUGUAAUAUUUUACGAAAUUUUUAUUGGGUAGGCAAUCUACAGAAAAAUACAUUGUUAAACUAACAAAGAUGCUUGAAAAUUUUAUAGGAGGUUUAUUAUAGUUUAAUGUUUAGUGGUCAGAUAAAAAAAAAUAGUUUUAUGUAGUUUUCAAUUUUUUUUUUUUUUUAUACAUUUUUAAUUAAAUAUGUUAAAAUCAUGUAUAACCGAACCUAACUCCGAAUUGUUGUACGUUAUCGAAACUAAGUUUGAUUAUACUUGUUUUGAAAGUUUAUAAUAUUUACGAUUUUCAUAAAAACUUGAUUUUUACCGUGACCUAAUUUUUUUUCUUUCGACCACUAAGUACGACUUUUAAUGAAUCUCCUAUCAAAUUUCUUAUCAUAUCUAUAAGUUCUAACAAUUUAUCUACAGAUUACCUACCAAAUAAAAAUUAUGUAGAAAAAUCGCAGAAUUAAAAUGUCUAUAAAAAACUCAACAAUUUGUUCGAAUGAUCUGAACCUUUUACCAUGUCUAGAAAAAGUAAAUGUACAUUUUCUGAAAACAUUUUAAUUCACUACGAAUGUUUUAAAAUGAAUUAUAUUAGGUAGUAGAGGGGAACUUAAAUUUUUUACUGUAUGUAACGAUAAGCCAUUGCUAACGAAAAAACGAUUCUGAGCGGAGUUCGGUUAAUAGUGUUGCUUUGUCAACAAUAUAUAUAUAUCAUAUUUUAGAUAAAAAUGUAUUAUAUAUUUUUUUUAUUAAUAUUUGUUUAAUAUUGUACCUAUUUUCCCGUUUUUUCUACGGAUUUCCGAUGUUUUUUUUUCUGGUUCGUCUCAUUUAUUUGGAAACCUCUUAGAAAAAUCAAAAAAUUACCUCCUUUAUGUACCUCCUCACUCAAAUUUCCUUUUGGAAAAAGUGCUAUAAUUAUAAAUCGGAGCACAAUUUCCGGUAGAGAAGUUGUUCACUGGAAAAAAGAAGGCCGUAAUAUUUUUUCAUUAAUAUCCAAAUUUCGUACAUUUUUCAGUGGUUCACAGAAAAAUAAAAAAUAAACAUCAUUGUAAAACCAAUGAAUUCCUUUCUCCAAUCAGAAUUUAAAUUUUAAAAAAUUAAAUAAUUAUUUUCGUAAAUGUGUCCGUUCUUUCUACGUUUUGUUUAGGUUUUGCUCAAUUAUUAAAAAAAUUAUAAAGAAAAUCAAAAACUUACUUUCCUACAACAUUAAAAAUGAAACAAAAUCGAUCUCUUGUCAUUUUUCGCUCGGAGUAAUAUUUCUGGAAGAAAAGUUGUUCGCAAAAAAAAAAACAAAAUACACAUCAUAGUAAAACCAAUACAUUCCUUCGAAUUCAAAACAUACCAAAAAUACAUUGAAAAUAACAGCGCAGUCAACCGUAUAUCUUGCAAUACUCUAAAUGGCGCCCCUGGGUGUCUACACUUGAAACAUCGGAGCAAGAUUUCUGGGAAAAAAGUUGUUCAAAAUAUGUAUAAAAAAAAAAAAAAUAAAAUAAACAUUAUUGUAAAACCAAUACAUUCGUCGCUCCACUCCGAACCGAAAAGGUAUAUUAAUUUUAUGCAUUACGUCAUUUUCCUAAACAAUUUUCUUUCUUUUCUUACAAUACUGAUUACAAGUUUACUAUGAAAAUUGUUUUGUUUAGAAAAACAAAAAAAUGUAUAGUAUAGAGAAGUAAUACCUAUGUAUAUAAUAUGUAACAUGUAAAACAUGUGUGUUUAGAGAGUAUGUAAUAACUUGAUAAGGUUUGUGCCGAGCCGGUCAACGGUGUUUAAUGUCGCAGUGUUCAAUGACGCGGUUAGGUGUAUGGCAUUAUCAUUGCUCGUCCAUGGUCAGUCGUACACUUCAAUGAUGGUAUUAAUCAAAUAUACACCAGCUAUAUACUAAUUUGGUAACUAACCAAAGGUAAGAGCAGAUACAAAGGCAAUGUAUAAGAGUGAUAAUAAUGUAAGAAGGUAAGACACGGGGUGCUCUGUCGCUUAAUACGAUUACGUCGUUGACUUCUUCCUAACGGUUGUAGGUAUUCUUUGUAAUGAGUUUGCAAAUGGUGACGAGAUCAAUAAAUUAGAAAUACAAUAUUGUUUUAUCUGCCCAUAAUGUUGGAACGCUAAGCCAUUAGGGAUAUACGGAGUGAUAAAUCUAUCAUAAGACUCUCAUUAAGUAGAAAUUAAGCAGAAAGUAUUAAUUUUUUCCGGAAUUCAUUUUCUAGGAAUUUUUAAGAAACAAGGUGCUCUACAAUUUUAUAUUUAUGUUAUUUUUUUUCGCUCUUCUUUUUAGGGGUAAACCACUACCCAAAUUUGAUUUUAAAAUGGUAACAUAUAUUAAAAAUUCUAUAAAUAGAUGGAGUAGGUAUUAGUUAAAUUGAAUUUAAGUGUUGACAUUUUUUAUUUCUAUCAAGCCGUUGACGAGAUCACUUUUAAUUUUAGGUUGGAAGAGAGUAAUAGUGCAUUAAUAACACCCUGCUCGCCGUACCGCCACACAAAUAAAAAUAACACUCCACUACUCUCCUCCAACCUAAAUUAAAAGGGGAAGAUCUCGUCAAUGAAAAUCAAAAAUGUCAUCCCUAAAAUUUAUUUUACCUAAUACUUCCUCUAUUUAUGGAAUUUUUAAUAUAGGUUAGCAUUUGAAAAUCAAAAUUAGGUAGUGGUUUUACUUCUAAAAAGAAGGGCUACAAAAAAUAACAUAAAUAUAAAAUCGUAGAGCAGCUUCUUUCUUAAAAAUUCUAGAAAAUAAAUUCUGGAAAAAGUUAAUACUUUUCGGAAUUAUCACUCUGUAUUAUUAAAUAUAUUUAUUAUUAUUGAUAAUAAUUAUUAUGUUUAGACUAUUUACUGAUUGCUUAUUGUCUGAUUUAUUCACACGUUUUUUUUUUUAUCUCUUAGUUAGAGUUCUCGUACUAUAUUGUACUAUAAAAUUCUAUUUUGUAUAAGUAGGAGCAGAUGAUAAAUAAUAAUAUUGGUUUUUCGUAAGAAUAACGAAUAACAUUAUACACUUUUACAUUUUUGUGUGUAGCGAAGAAUCGUUAAGUUUUACAUACAAUAAGAUGCUUUUCAAUUCUCUGAUUUCUGCUACCGUAUCUAAAGUAAUUCGGAUUUUCUGUCCAGUAACACUACGUCUGAAAAUGUUUUCUAGAUUCCCAAUUUGUUUAUUGAAAAAUCAAAAAAUUAAGAACAAAUAAAGAUUCAUAGGUUUUGUACAUUUCUAGGUUAAUUUUAGCAAAAGUAGAAAAAUCCAUGAGCAAUAGAGUUGAAUUUCUCCCUAGUUGACUUCUUGCUGUUACAAUAUUUAUUGUUUUUUUUUUCUAAUAAUAAGGAAAUGAACAAGUUAUUUACGUAAUUUGUAUAUGGUAGGUACUCUAUGGAUAAAAUUAUUAGACUAAACAGAUAAUUGCUUAAAAAUUGAACAGGAGUUUCAAUAUUUUAAAACAUAUGUAAUAAAACUCCGUUCAGAAUUGUUUUCUUUAGUGAACAUUAAUUGUUACGUACAGAUAUAUAUUAAAUUCCCCUCUAUAAGAAUAUACCCUUUCAACUUCUCAUUUACAACAUUAGACCAUCGUGUGAAGUAUGUCUGUAUCUUUUUAUUAUUACUUAUAACUUGCAUGUUUCGCUACAUAUUGUGUGAAUCUUCCAUGGCCCUGGCCGGGCGGUCUCGAGAACCCGCCUGUCAGACAGUUCUUACAGGGGAGGGGGAAGAAAUGUGAAAUAAAAUAACAACACCAAAAAACGUUAACUCGGUUCGACCAUCGAUACCAAAAAUGUUUUAAUAUCUAUGGAUUUAACCAUAUUAUAAUAUUAUUAGCUACUUCAUAAAAAUCAAAUUUUAAAGUAAUUAUGAAAACACUAAAGACAAUUAAUAACAAUGCACAUAUAUACGUGGCCAAUACCCCCUCGCCUCCCUUCUCCGCAGGUACAACACUGGCACCAGUAGAAAGAACACCGAACCGUAAUUUACUCGUAAUUUAAAUUAGGAGUUAAAUUAAAUAAAGGAUCUAUUCAUUUUAUUAUGAUGUGUGCUUUUUUUAAAAAUUUGAAAUGUAGCGAAGGAUAUAUUGAUUUUGCUAUGGUGUGUUCUUUACGAGAUUCAGAGCGUAGCAAGAGAACUAUUAAUUUUACUAUGCUAUGUGUAUUUUUUUUUUAUCUGCAAACAUCUUUUCUUCCCUAAAUCUUGCUCAAAUUAACGGAGUUUAGCAACUUUUCUAAAAGGAAAUUUUAUCUAGUACCUGUCGGCAUUAAAGAGGUUUUUUCUUUUAAAUUCAAAGGGAUUUUCAUAAUAAUUGGGAAAAACUGGAAAGAAAAUUACAGUUAAACAGCAAAUAUUUAUGGGUGCCGUGGCAUUACCGAUUUCACUGUUUUUAAUAGUUGUUCAAACUAUUGUUUUCUACUAGAAAUAUUGUUCAAUCAAAAUAUGACAAAUUUUUUUGGUAAUUUUUAAAUCCGGGCCUUUACACCUUGUAUAGACAUAAACUAAUACAUUCUUUUUGUUUGUUUAAUUAUUUAGAAAUAUAACAUAUUAUAUUAUCAAUAUAUAAAACGAAAUAGUUGUAUUUUAUCUGACGAUAUCACGACGUGACAUUCAUUAUGUUCAGGUAUGCUGAAAGUGCUAUCAAAGUAAUUAUUUUUUGUUUAUGUAAAUAAAUAAUAAUCGAUUUUAUUAUUUAAGAUUAAUGACGGAUUUCGAUGAAGUAAAAAGACGUCAAAAUCCAAGAGCCAAUGCAAAUAUUUUUGAAAUACUAUCUUUUAGGUACGAAAUAUUACAAUGAUUCUAUCUAUGUAUAAUUUCAACAAACUCAAAAAUAAUAACCAACUGAAUUAUUUUAUUUAACACAUUGUAAAUACAAUUCGUUAUUUUCUGUUCUCAGCUGGCUAUUGAAUUUGUUCGCAACAGGACGAAAAAGAGCUUUAAAAGAAGACGAUUUAUAUACAACGUUAAAUAAUCAUAAGGCGUCAUUGUUGGGCUGUGAAUUAGAAAAGUAUAAUAUUAUGCAUAAUUAUUAUUUUAAUAAUUUAUUUUGUUUUAUCAACCAAAAUUCGUCUGAUUUAAGGAGAUGGAUAAACGAGUUGGACGAGGCAGAAAUAGAGAGUCGAAAACCCAGUUUGUUAAGAGCUCUCGCCAGAAUGUUUGGUACUCAAUUGUUUUGGUACGGAGUAUUACAAUUAACCAAUGAAAUAAUAUUCAGGUAAUAUCGAAUUAUAAAUCGAGACUCCAGUAACUUAAGUCCUAAAAUAUAAAUAUUUGAUUUGGCAUUAUAUUUACCUACAUUUUUAAUAUUAUUUUCUGGUGAAUUUUCGCCAAAACCUAUUCAAUUAUUAAAUAUUAAAUCGAUAUGUUAACCUGCUUUUUAGGUUUUUUUUUAUGUACAAAAUGAUCCAUUUAAAUGAGCACACUUGAUAAUUCGGAAAAUAUUUACUUUUUAAAUUGUUUUUUAAUUUAAGAACAAGCUGCACUAAAAUUUAAUGUUCACAUUAUUUGUUGUCGUCCUAAUUUUUUGGGGUGAAUUAACUACUUACUUUUAAUUUUUAAAAGUAACCAAUAUUAAAAAUUCUUUAAAUAGAUGGGGAAUUAGUUAAAAUACAUUUUGGUGUUGAAAUUUUUGAUUUAAGUCAAACAGUUAAUGAUAUAAUAUAUUCCUCUUUUAAGUUUGGGUCGGGUGAGAGUAGUUUAGUAUAAUUUGUGUGGUGGCAAGACACGCAAGGUUUUAAUGAUAUACCACUACUUUAUAAAGCCGGUAGUCGUUUCACCCCCCAAAAAUUAGGGUGAACAAAAAUAAUGUAAAUAUUAAAUUCUAGAGCAGCUUGUUUCUUAAGUUUUCAAAAAAAAAAAAAAUUAAAAAAGGAAAUAUUUUCCGAGAUAUCGAGUGUACAUACUUAAAUGGAUCAUUCAGUAUAUAGAUUUACGAUAUUUUUUUUAUUUUUAACUCCAAUGGCCUCAGUAACUACGGAUUUUGUUCUAAAAAAAAAAAUAUAUAUAUAUUUUUACUUGAACCAACCAUUUUAUAUGAUAUUUAAUUCAUUGGUACCUAUGAUAAGUAUAAUGGAGUUACUCGGAUUGCGAAUUCAUGAAGUCGUUACGAUUGAAUUUUCCUCUCUGAUCUUCUAACGGGCAACUAAGCAAAAAAUGUGUUAAUUUAAAACCAACGAAUAGAAAGGGAUAAACAAUAAGAUUUACUAAACAAAUUUAAUUUAAAAAUACAUAUUUGUAAUCCUCAUCUCUGUGAGUAAUAUUAAAAAAAAAAAACAUAAUUUAAUUAUCUUUUAUUAUCUCCGGAUAUAUUCAAGGGAUAUAUCUUCGUGGGACACACUAUAUUAUAAUAGUCGAGUAGGUUGUAGUAAUACAGGUUAAAAUAUGUAAAUAUUUUUGUAAUAAUGAAAUGAAGAUUUGAAAUCAAUAACGGGCUAAGUACUAAACUUAACCUACCUGUUGAUUUCAAGUUAUUUUCUUUAUAAUUUCCAUGGUAGCUACGACACAUAGCUCUUAGGUUAGUUUAUUGGGUCUUGUACACACUUUAUAGGUUGUUGGCGAUGGUACAUAGCUCAGUUUUUUUUUUUUUUUUUGACGUUAUUGAUAUCAAGUCUUCAAUUAUACAUUUGUUUUUUUCAAAAACCAUUAAUUACAGUAGCGCCGAUAACUCCUAGACCCUCAUGUGCCAUGUUAUGAUAUACUUAACAUACUUCUAUUACGAAAUAUCUAAUUGUUUAAGUACAGCUAUUUCAAAAACAAAUUAUUGUCUUAUAAAAUAUUUUAAUAUUUUACUCCCCUCCUUCCCUCCUGUAGAAUUUACCCGAUGACGCCUUUGCGAAAUUGGUAUAAAGGACCUUAAAACACAUAAACGCAAUUCAAUUCACAGAUGAGAUUAUUUUUAAGGAAACCUGAUCGGCGUGUCUUGGAAUAUUAUUUAAUAAAACCAUAUCUAUUUAAAAAAUAAGAUUUUUCAUAACUUCGAUAAUGAGUUGAAUAUAUUAUUAGAUUAUAAUUGUAAAACAUCCAUGAGGUUGUCUUUGAAAUGUCGUCAUUUGCAAAAUGUAUAAUUGGUGGUUCAACUCGAAACGCGAAUUUAAAGGCUUUUCAUUUGUUUUACGUAAACACAUAAUGGUCAAAAAAACCUACCAGCAACUGCAACCUCUUAUACGAAAUUAUUACAUAAUAUUAUUAUGUAAUGUAUUCAUAUUAUUAUUAUAAUUAAUUUUUAUGUCCGUAUAUAGAAUUCCUCGGUCUCUGCUCGUUGGCGGAAUAUUGGCGUAUUUCAAUCCAGUUGGGUACAACCAGACCAAUAAUACGAACUCGUUAAUUUCUGCGUCGCUAUUAAUUUUUAAUAUGGCUAUCGUCAUUGUAAUCAGUCGAUAUGUGCAAAUCGAAGUAGAACAUUGUGGAAUGAAAAUACGCGUAGCUUGCUGUUCUAUAAUAUACAAAAAGGUUAAUAAUAUAUACUCGUUCCAGUGAUGCUAAAUAUAAUAGUUAACAGUUUUCUCUUGAAAAAAAUUUGCUUUGGCACGGUUUUUUUUUAUUUGGUAGGUACUCUGUGAAUAAAAUUGUAAGACUUACAAGAAAUGCUUGAAAAUUGAACAGAAGAUUCAUUAUAAGUUGUACUUAGUAGUAAAACUGUAAAAAAUUGAAUGUAAUGCAGUAUUUUUUUUUUUAUAUAAUAGAAUAUAUAUAAUAUAUUAUUAUACUCCGCUCAGAACCGUUUUUUUCGUUAGCAAUUGUAUGUCGUUUCUUAUAAAUAUACAUUCAAUUUCCUAUAACAGUGACUAUACCCGUCCCAUUAUCCUAGGACAUCUUUUUUUUAUCAUACUUUGUAUUGUUGUAUAGGUGUUGCGGUUAAGUAAAUGUUCUCUUGAAGAAAAUUCAAUCGGUCAAGUUAUGAAUUUACUAUCAAACGAUGUCAUAAGAAUAGAUUCGGCAUUCAGAUUAUUCCAUAUUAUAUGGAUUGCACCCGUGGGAACGAUUUUCGCGACGUACUUAUUAUGGCUAGAAAUCGGAGUGUCCUCGUUAUUUGGUGUAUUUGGAGUGCUUAUUAUUAUCCCGUUACAAAGUUAGAACACGAACUAUUAAAUUUAAUUUAAUAGUAGGUAUAUAACAAUUCAUUUACUUACAGCGUUUAUCAGCAAGAAGAUUUUCCAAUUUAGAUCUAAUAUAGGUCUUGGGACCGACGAAAGGGUUAGACUGAUGAACGAAAUAAUUUCCGGUAUACAGGCAAUCAAAAUGUAUACGUGGGAAAAAAAAUUUGUUCAUCUAGUAAAAGACUCGAGAAAGUAGGUGCAACUAAUUUUUAAUUUCUUAAACUGUUACUGGAUAAUUUUGAUGUGUAACAUAAUUUAAUUGUUUUAUAUUUCAAUUGACGAUAUAAGGAAGGAACUUCGAGAUAUUAAAAAAACCAUGUGUCUCAAAUUUAUUCAGGAGUCGUUCAAAAUAUUCCAUACGAGAUUAGCGUUAAUGAUAAGCAUUCUAAUAUAUAUAUUACUGGGAAGUAAUAUUAGUACAGAAAAAGUAAUGAAAACAUAAAAAUCUUAAUAUUAAAUGGAUGGAUCUACUGUUACAGUCUGACAAACAAUACGAAUACAGCAACCAUACACAGUAAAAUUACGUUGUACAUAUAAUAUGUAGAACAUAAUUUGUGGCGUUUAGUUUAAGAAUUUCAAUACAAACAACAUCAUUUAAAUAGAUUAUUUUUGAGUACAGUAUAAAUUGUUUCAUAAUAUUAUAAAAAAAGCUACGUUUUAUCUAUCCUCGAUAAAAUUGUCUUCUUUAAAUUGUAUUAUUUUUGUUUAUACUCUAAUUUAAUACGCAACGUCACAAUUUGUGUUUUACACGUAACGUAAUUUUGCCUAAAUUGCUCGUUAAACAGACUGUAGAGUUACUACAGACGCUACAGUCUAUUUAAUGGUUUAAUGUGGUUGUAACGUCUUCUUAUUACAAAUUUACUUAAAUUAUAAUAUUUUAGAUAUUUGUCAUGAUAACGUUCUACAUAAACAUAAGGUUAACUAUGACAGUGCUUUUCCCACUCAGUAUCGGAUCGUUUGCUGAAAUGUUUGCAUCCAUUGAACGCGUCCAGGUAUUAAUACAAAAUAAUAUUAUUAUAAUACAACGAUUAUUGUAAACCGUAAGAAAAAAAAAACAAAUUGACAUAUUUCUAACGGUAAGUGGGCUACUGUUGUUGGUGAGAUGUUGGAAAGGCAGAGAACAAAUUUAAUGUAUAUCUGUAAGCAACGAUAAAUCAUUCAUAACGAAAACUAGUUUGAGUGGAGUUCGGUUAUUCUUGUUUUGAAAGGCCAUAAUAUUUACGAUUCGAAAUAGGCCGGAUUAUUAGGAGACAGCGUGACGUUACUGAUAUGCACAGUUCAAGAUGACAACUUACCAUGUUACUUAGCCAUGUUUGUGUUAAUGAAGUCGUAUAUUCUAAUUCUGUACACUCAGUUCCGCAACAGAAGCCCUAACAGAGUAGCGAUAAUACAUAAAUAAAUCUGUUUUAUGUAUAACUUAAAAACCUUUGACUUCCAAGUGUUAAGGAACAAAAAUAAAAGUGUAGUGUAACUCAUGAAUGUUGGAAUGAAGUGAGAUUAUAGACUAAAGAAAGAACUUACAUAGACACAAUAUAGAUAAUAUUAUUACUUUGAUAGGAUGCAUUUUAUUACUAGAACUGAGCUCUUUUUUUCCUGAAAAGGCACAUGCUGGAUGUAAGUAUCCAGAAUAAUAUACCGAUUUUCGCCAUAAAAUGAUAAGCAAUGACUAAUGAGAUAUUUGUGGUUGUUUUAUGUUUAAUACUUUAUUUAUUCAUAGUUCAAUAUUUGGAAUACAUAAACAUAAAUUAUUUUCUAGUGACAACUAGAACAUGUUAUAAACAAUAACAUGUUUGUAUGUAAUUUUUAAUGUCACCAUAAAAGACCACGGAAGAGAAUAAUUUUUUGCAUAAAUAAAAAGUGGUGAAUGGAAUCAAUGUUUUCAAUGAUUAUCUGUUACAAGGCUACUAGGCUUCUAUAACCAUUUAGCCAAGCAAACUAAUUUUAUUUAAAUCUAAGGAUAAAAAUUGUAGUUAUAAUGUUUUACGUAUAUUAUGCUGAUAACUCUAUAAGAAAAUGGCGAAUCUCAAUUAAAUAUUUGGCAACUGCCAUUAUAUUUUCAUCAAAUGGAUUAAGAAUUCAUCUUUCCAAGAAGUCAUCGUUAAGGAAUUUUUUAGUUACUGAAUUUUCAAUUCUCUAAACAAUACAAUUUUUGAAUUUACAUUUUUAUUGAUAUAAUUUGAAGCCAAAUCCAAUGCAUCAAAAUGAUAUCGUAUUUUGAAACAAAUGAUCCAAACCAAUUUUUUGAUAAAUGCAUUAACUUUGUCUACCAUUAGUAGGGUGUUUUUUUGCGGAAUUUUAAAUUUAUAUUCAAGUUGUUUAAAUGUGAAAAUAUAUCAUUCAAAUAUUUUGUAACUAAUAAUUAGACUCAAUUAAGUUUUUAUUUUAUAAGAGGGCCGUGAGGUAACUGAUUUUUUUUAUUACCUAUUUUGGCGAUUGAAACAAUACAAAUUUUUAGAAACAUAUAAAUAAUUAUAUAUUUUCAUAUUAUUAUUAUGAAGACGUUUCUGUUAACCGAUGAAAAACAAAACGCGAACGACAAACAAGAAAUAACCGCAAUCAAUAACGUGGCGUGUCAUAAUCAAAAUGACGAUGUCGAACAAUCCGUCAGUUUCGGAAUAGUCAUUUCAAACGUCUCGGCUAAAUGGAAGAACGACCAAUUGGAAAACUCUUUGAAUAAUAUUAAUUUGAACGCCGUACCGGGUCGAUUGGUCACGAUUAUCGGCCCCGUGGGAGCCGGAAAAGUGAAUAUAAAUUAUAUAAUACUAUAUAUCUUACGGACAAAAGCCGAAACUAGAACAAACGUAAUGUGCAAAAGGGGGUAAAAAGUCAUAUUUCGACUUUUGUCCGGGCAACCUAUUUUGCGCAAAGCUGUAUUGUCUAUUAAUUUCAAUUUUUUCACAGUAAGCAAGUAAGUAUUACUUUUUUCUUACAUAUUGCACAGAAAAUAAUUAUUACUGUUCCUUUAAAAAAAAAAGCUGAUCCUAGGGAUAUGUGUGCUACUGUUGUAGGUACAAGUUGGAAAUUAGGUUACAUAAAUAUAUUGAAUUUAUAUCUGCAAGCAAAAAGAAAUCUUUGCAUACGAAAAAUGAUUCACAGCGAAGUUCGAUAAGACCGACAUAUUUAGAAAUACCGUAAUUUUUACGAUUUUCGUCAAAAUUUUAUAUUAAAACGCUUAAAAAAAACUACACUGACGCUCACUUUUUUUUUUUACCACUAUGCAUAACUAUUAUGGACCUCCUGUUAAAUUUCCAAGCAUUUUUGUUAAACCUUACAAUAUUAUUUGCAAAGGUAUACCUACCAAAUAAAAAACAUUCACAAAAUUAAGAUAUCUACAAAUAGUCCAAAAAAGAAUCAAGUGUUUUUAAAAUAUUACGACGUUUAGAAAACAUCAAUAAAAGUUUUCUGUCAAAAUUUCUAAUUUUUAAAAAAAUUGUUAACUGAUUUAUAACAAAAAAGACUGACAUACUUCGCACGAUAGGUGGGCUACUGUUGUAGGUGAGAAGUUGGGAAGGUAGGAUUAUAGAGAGGAACUUAAUGUAUAUUUAUACGCAACGAUUAAUCUUUGCUAAAGAAAAAAUUCUGAGCGGAAUUAGGUUAUACAUGGUUUAAAAGGUCGUAAUAUUUAUGAGUUAAAAAUCAUGCAUGUCAAAUAUUUCCCCGUUUAUUUUCCUAUUUAUUAUUUAGAAAAUUAGAAUCUCCUUAAAAUACCAGCCCAGCUAAAUUUUUUUUCAGAAAAAGUGCUGUCAUUGUAAAUCGAAACAAAAUUGCUGGUAGAAAAGUUAGCCACAGAAAAAAAAAUAUAUAAUUGUAAAACCAAAACUUUCCUCACUUCACUCAAAAUCGAAAAUACGACAUCAAUAUUAUAUUUGUUAAUUUGUUUCUCAUAUUACAUAUUAUGUUACAAUACACGCUCUCUUAGGUUAUAUUUUGAAAUCUAUACCUACUAUACGAGUUUUACUGUGAAAAAUUAAAAUGUAUACGCUACGGUUUUGCCCAAGUGAUAUUGGUUACUAAUUAUUUAAUACAUUAGUCGGGUAAAAUCAGUUAUAAGACGUUUAGCCAAAGUAUCGUGAGGACUUAGCCUUAUACCCGGUCAUUUCUGAGGGCAUUUUCAUAUUUGUAUUGGCUCUUGGAUUUUGUGGUCUUUUUACUUCAUCGAAAUCCGUCAUUAAUCUUAAAUAAUAAAAUCGAUUAUUAUUAAUUUACAUAACCAAAAAAUGAUUACUUUGAUAACACUUUCAGCAUAUCUGAACAUAGUGAAUGUCAUAUAUCGUCGUGAUAUCUUCUGAUAAAAUAAAACUAUUUCGUUUUGUAUAUUCAUAAUAUAAUAUGUUAUAUUUCUAAAUAAUUAAACAAACGAAAAGAAUGUAUUAGUUUAUGUCUACACAAGUUGUAAAGGCCCGGAUUUAAAAACUACCAAAACAACUUGUCAUAUUAUGAUUAAUCAAGAUUUCGGUUUUUGCCUGUAACACACGUGUAUAUAUUCAUAAUAUACGCGUGUAUUAUAUAAGUGUUUAAUAUUAUAUACAAUAAUAUUUUAUAUAUUGUUACUUAUACACCGAUAUCGGCUGGCUUUUGGCGAUUACAGAGUUCAUUGAUAAAAGCGAUUUUACAAGAAUUGCCGCUAUCGGAAGGGAGCAUUUCAGUACGUGGCAAGAUAUCUUAUGCGUCUCAAGAACCAUGGUUAUUCAAUUCUUCCAUUCAAAACAACAUAUUAUUCAAUUCACCGAUGGAUAAGGAACGUUAUUUAAAAGUACAAACGACUGUACAAUUAUUCUAGUGAUAUUUAAAUUAUAUCUUUUUGUUUAUUUUUUUUUGAUAACAAUCAGUAGUGGGUUUAUCCCAUUUCUGAAAGAGGGAACGAAUAUAAGAUUUACAGGGGUAAUGGGAUACAAUUUCUUAAGUAUUAAGUUAAGGGGUUUAAGGGGUCACGAUUAACCAACCGAACUCACCCCCAUUAUAUCUACCACUGUAUAUUGUAUAAAAUAAUAUAUUAAUAUUGUAUAAAGGUAAUCAACGUAUGUGCGUUGGAAGCUGAUUUACUUCAAUUAUCGAAUGGCGACAGAACGAUCGUAGGAGAUAGAGGAGUUUCUCUUAGCGCCGGACAAAGAGCAAGAAUAAAUUUAGCGAGGUUAUUGCAGGCAUACCGCUAUAUUGUUUUCAGUGUUUUAUGAUUUUUUUUUUUUUUAAACAGAGCCAUUUACAGACAAGCGGAUAUUUAUUUACUUGACGAUCCUCUGUCAGCUGUCGACACGCACGUUGGCAAGUAUUUAUUUGAUAAAUGUAUUAAGAGUAAGUAUACCUUUUUAUUAUUAUGAAUACCGAGUUGUAUUUCUAAUGCAUAUCUCGAACGCCACAAUGUGUGCACACACUUAUAGGUUUCCUCAAAAAGAAAACUUGUAUUCUCGUCACACAUCAAAUACAGUAUUUGACUGAAGAGGAUCAAAUCGUUCUGAUGGAAAAUGUUAGUUUGUUUUUUUUUUCGAUUUUAUACCCGCAAGUAAAAAGUACUUUCAGAAACAUUUUUUUUUUUUUUCAUUUUUCCAGGCCAACAAAUUAGCUGAAGGUUCUUACGAGAAACUCAGUUCUAUCAAUAUGGAUUUUUUAAAAUUAAUUGAAUCUUUAAAUGAAAGAACAAUCAUGUAUGUGGACAAAGAAAUGCAUAAUCAAACAAACGAGAUUACUCAUAAAGUAGACAACGAUCUCCUCUCUGUGACAAAAUCUGCCAGAACUUCUCUCAAUGGCAAUUCGAAGUCUAGAGAACUCGAAUCCAAUAGAUUUCCAGACGAAUCGUCCGUAACAGCGGAAACGCGUUCGUCGGGGCCCGUUUCUUUGAACGUUUAUUUCUCAUACUUAUUGGGUGGUGGAAGCAUUUAUAAGUUAUCAUUUGUAUUAUUCGUAUGCAUUCUCACCCAAUUAUUGUGCACCGGUGAAGAUUAUUGGAUUAGUUAUUGGUACUUAGUUUAAACAGUAUUUGUAUAUCUAAUAUAUUUAAGAUUUAUUUUUUUUUUAAAUUUAUUUUAUCAUUGCAGGGUGAAUCUAGAAGAUCGUGUAUUUCAAAACGUAAACCACAAAUAUUCAGUUAACGAUACAUCCUCAAUGAACGAUAAAUCUUCUGUUAAACUUAUGGGGUUUUUGAUUUCCCGUCAGUCAUGUAUUAUAGUUUAUGUAGCAUUGAACGUAAUGUUACUGUUGUUCGUCAUGAUUAGAUGUAUAAAUUUCGUGUCAUUUUUCAUUGAAACUUCGACAACUUUACACGAUAAUAUGUUCAACGCUAUAACCAAAGUCAAAAUGUUUUUCUUCAAUACAAACUCGACCGGUACCUAAAAUAGUAUUUUGUUUUAAAAAUAAAAUAAUUAAUCAUCUCGUGGUCUUAACAAUUCAUUUUUUUCUCUCCAGGACGAAUAAUCAACCGCUUUACUAAGGACAUUGGUUCUAUCGAUGAAAGUUUACCGUCCUCGAUAAUCAAUUUUAUAGACGUAAUAAAUUUAAACUAUAUUAUUUACCUAUAACUAUUAAACACGUAAUUUGUCAACGAUUUACGUUAUUUUAUAACAGGUUACACUAUCGCUGAUAGGAACAAUAGUUGUAAUCGGAUGGAGUGAUGCAUACCUUCUGAUACCGUCAUUUUUCACUGGAAUUUGUUGUUAUCACGUAGGAGUUUAUUAUUUGUCGACGUCACGUAGCAUUAAACGUUUAGAAGGAAUUAGUAAGUGCAAAAUAAAAAGUAAAUAUUUUUUAUUCAAUUUCGCUGUAGGUAUAAACGUGUGCGCCCAACACAUAUUAUAAUUUACUGCAUAUUUUUAUACUACAAUUAAUAUUGUUACAGCCCAAAGUCCGAUCUUGGCACAUGUUAAAGAAUCAAUAGAAGGUAUUAUAACGGUUAGAACAUUCAAAUCAGAAAUUGUUUUGGCCGAAUUAUUUGAUAAAUGUUUGGUAAGAUACAUUUUAAACACAUUUGAACGAUAACAGUGAUUUUUAUAUGCAUAUAUGCAUUUAUAUGUUUCUGUUACAUAAUAAAUAGUUGUUUUAAAUAUAUAUACAGAGUGAUUCAUUAAAUAUGCCCUCCCCAUUUUUUCGGUUAAAUAUUGCAUAUAUUUGAAUUCUAACUUUUGGAAUUUUUAAGUGUAGUUUAAAGCCGUUAUUUUUGAAUACACAUAGAUUUUUCACAGCAUUUAAUGAGUUUCCUGUGGUGACACCAACUUUAGUUUUUCGAAUGAGAACCUAUAUUAAAAAUUCCAUAAAUAGCGGAGUAUUACUUGAAAUACAUUUUGAUGUCAAAAUGUUUGAUUUCUGAUAACCUGUUAACGAGUUAUUCCACUUUUAAUUCUAGCUAGGAGGAGAGUAGUGAAAUACUAAUAAAACGCUACGCGCCGUGCCAUCACACAAAUCACUUAAAUUACCCUGUACAUAUAUUUUUGUUCAACCCGUAGAUUGAUUUACAGCUCAUAUUUUAGAUUCUGAGCUGACCGGGAAAUACAUUCUUUUUAUAAUGAUAUUUAUUUUUUUAUCUGUAAUUUUGCUUCGAUUUCCAAUUAUAGCAUUUUUUCUGAAAGGGGGUUUAUCUGACUGGGGUGGUAUUUUAAGGAAGUCAUUUUUUGAUUUUUCCAACUGUUUUUAUAAUUACUAGGAGAAAAAAUAAGAAAAACGGGAAAAUAGGUACAAUAUUAAACAAAUAUUAAAGACAAUUUACAUUAUACAAGUAUAAUGCAAAUGUAAUUAUUUUACCAUAUUAUGACAAAUUAUAUAUUGCCGAUAAAGCAACAAUCCGUCAUACUUCGUACUCCGCUCAGAAUUAUAUUUUCGUUAACAAUGGUUUAUCGUUGCUUACAGAUAUACUCUAAAUUCCUUCUGUAUCCUACCUUCCCAACUUCCCACCCACAACAAUGGUUUCAGUUCUCCGCAGCUUUCGGCUUCCGUAUCCUUCCUUUGUCCGACAAAACGAAUCACGAGAUAUAUUAUAUUUAAGGUAUUUUCCUUCUACCAUGCCUUUUAUUAUUGUACUAUGCAGCUCUUCUAGAUAUUUAGUUUCAAAUAUUAUAACUUAUUAAAUUAAAUAUAUAAUGAAAUAUUAAUAUGAUAUUAUGAAAAAAUAUUGCAAAUAUUGUAAAUAUAUAAAAUGCCACGCCGUAUAAUAACUAUAGAAAAAACGGUUAAAACUUAAACUUCCCGCAAUAUUAUAAAUCGAAAGUUUUAUUAUUUUUCAGUUCACCCAUAUGUUUGAUCAAUGUCGUUUUAUUAAACGACUGUAUUGAAAAUCAUGAUGGAACCUAUUCUAUAAGUCAAAAUAAUCGAUAAAGCUGUAAAACAUAUUAUUAUAUAACACGCAUGGGAUAAUAUAUAUAUACAGAUAUUUCGUGAUAUUAUUUUUUACUAAGUGGUUACAAUUGUUGAAUAAUUUUUGAUAAUCUACUAGCCAAUAAUAUUAUUAACCAUAAAAAUUCGUGAUCUUGAAUCUUGAACUCGUACAUGAAGGCUGUAAUAAUUCAAUACAAUUGUCUGGAAAUAUAUGGCUGUUUUUUAAUUUUUUGGAUUGUUGUAUUGUUAUUAAUACGUGAGAAUUGAUAAAUAUUAUUUAUUUUGUUGAAUUUUACGAAAUAUUCCUAAACUGAAAAAAACAAUCGCCUAAUUAAAUCAUUGUUAAUAGAUAUAUACGGAGAAAAACGUCGAGUACAAUUAAUAGUAGUUCUAAUCAUUGUUUGGCAUUUUUGUAUAGUAUGUUAAUAUGUUUGAACAUCAAUAAUAUUAAGAGUCAUUGUAUGUUUGUGCAUUGGAUUUUCGCAAAUUAUAUGUGUGCAAUCGACUAAACUCAAUUAUUAAAUUUAUUUUUUCAGAAAAUGACUUUUGUGAAACUAAAUUUUGUAUUAAUUAAAAAGUAGAAAUUAUGACACCCCCCCCCCCAGCGCAUAAUUACUUCUGAGGGUAACGUUUGGUAAUUAAUAAUUAUUAAUCAUUAACAUGCUAGAUGUCAAAUGGACAUCCCUUUUCGGCGGAUCUGAAAUCUAUAAAUAUAUAUGUUAAUACAUAAAGCAUAACGAUGCCUAAAUAAAUUAUUACAUAGUAUUAUUAUUGGUGCCCAAUGAAAGUAUUUAUAAUAAUUAAUAACACAGUGAAUUCUCAAACAAAUAAUGUAUUUUUCAGUUAAAAAUCAGGUUUAGUACCCAAACAGCUUGCACCCAAACAAAUAAUUUACGUUUUGUCAAAUAUUUUUUUAGGAUUUACAUUCAUCGGCUUGGUAUUUACUAAUCGCUUCAAAUAAUGCGUUUGGUUUUAUGAUUGAUAUGCUAUGCCUUAUAUAUUUAACCGUUUUGAUAAUAUGUUUCUUAACUAUAGACAACGGUAAGAAACGUUUGACAAAUAGUAUACCCUAUAUCAAGCAAAUUUUAAUUUUGACUUGUAUUUUAGAAUGGUCCGGUGGAAAUGUUGGAUUGGUUAUCACGCAAACGAUGAAUUUAAUGGGUAUACUCCAAUUCGGAAUAAGGCAAAUGGCAAAUAUAGACAGUCAAAUGAUAUCCGUCGAAAGAGUACUUGAAUACACGAACUUUUCGCAGGAAUCCGUUUCUGAAUCUGCUUUGUGUAAUGUAUUAAUUUAGUAGAUAUAAGUUAUAAUAAAAAACGGAGUGUAUACUAUGGUUUACGAUGGUGUUUAGAUGCUCUGAACAGUCCGGUCCGAUCUUUUCGUUAUUUUUAGUUUCGGGACGUAGCGAGGAAUAUAUUAGUUUUAAUAUAAUGUGUGUUUUUAUAUUUUUUUAGAUUCGGAGCGUAGCGAGGGAUUUGUUGUUUUUUUUAAAAUUUAAUUUUAAUGUCUGUGAGUAACUUUUUCGCCAGAAAUCUUGCUCCAAAAUAUUAAGUAUUAAGUAUUAAGUGUAGCAUUUUUCUAAAAGAUAAUUUUAUCUAGUUGGUGCACUGAGGAGGCCAUUUUUUAAUUUUUCAUGGGGUUUUUAAAAUAAUUGGGAAAAACCCGAAAGAAGAUACUAUAGGUAAAAUGGCAAAUAUUUACGGCGUGUCUAUUGGUAUAACAUUCCUCGCUUCGCUCAGAUUCUAAAACGUAAAACAUUACAUGAGAUAUUAAUCACUGAAUAAAUUAAUUUUCAUAUACGAUUUUAAUUAAUAAAAUGCAAACUUUUUUUGUUUUAGUAAAAAAACCACCUAAAGGAUGGCCGAAUAAAGGUCAAAUUAUAUUCAACAAUUUUUUUCUACGAUAUAGUCCGAAUUCGUCUUACGUUUUGAAAAAUAUUAAUGUUAAAAUUCAACCGAGAGAAAAGGUAAUUUUCAUAAUUUCUUUUACUUAUCAACCUGUUAUUUUAUAUUAAUACGUUUCCGAAUACUUGCAGUGCCUCAUUAAACUAAGCUGCUACCAAAUAAUAUUUGGUUUAUUAUAUUCGUUCACAACUGUUUGUUGCUAUUGAACAUUUUACCCUCCCUCUUCUCUUCCGUUAAACCUUGUAUACUCGAUAAUGAAUUUAACAUUGUUAUUACGCGUGUAUUUAUAGAUUGGGAUUGUCGGCAGGACUGGCUCAGGAAAAUCUUCGUUAAUAAACGCGUUGUUUAGGUUAGCCUUAAACGAGGGUAAUAUCAUCAUCGAUGACGUGGAAAUCCAUGAAUUGGAACUACAUGAUUUGCGAUCUAAAUUUUCAAUCAUUCCGCAAGAGCCGAUUUUAUUUUCGGGAACUAUGCGGACGAAUUUGGAUCCGUUCAACGAAUACCCCGAUCACGUCCUCUGGAACGCUUUGGAUGAAGUAAAUUAUUUACUUAAUUAUUUACUGUAAAUACCUAUAGUAUAAUAUUUUAAGUGUCAGCAUUUAAGGGUCCUAUCACUAGAUAAAUUCUCUACUUACUGUCUCAAAGUAAUUAUUGUAUAUUAACCUAUUUGCUUAUUGUAUAUUUUUCUUAAUGAAAUAAUUAUGAAUGUUAUUUAAAAAUAAUAAGAAAAGUGUCAUCAUCGCCAAUGUAUAAGGUCUUCGAAUUAAUUUGGUUUAUUUGCAGGUGCAACUCAAAAACAUUGUAGAGCAAUUACCGGACGGUUUAAAUACGAAUAUGUCUGCACAGGGAACCAAUUUUAGUAUCGGCCAAAAGCAACUAGUGUGUUUGGCCAGAGCGAUGGUGCAAAGUAACCAAAUUCUCAUACUGGACGAAGCUACCGCAAAUGUCGAUUUAAAGUAACGUGUAUUAAUCAAAUCAUUAAAAUUUGUAUAACAAUAAUAUAGUGUAAAUAUAUUCAGGACCGAUACUUUGAUUCAAAACACUAUUAGAAAUAAAUUCAGAUCGUAUACAGUGUUAACUAUAGCCCAUCGGUUAAACACUAUUAUGGACUCGGACAAGGUGCUCGUAGUGGACAUGGGUACAAUAGUCGAAUUCGACAGUCCACAAAAUUUGCUGAAAAAUAAAGACGGGUUUUUCUACAAAUUAGUCUACCAAUGAUCUAUGGCCGAAUCAUUACGUACUAUAGCGGCAGAGGUAAAAAUAAUAAUAAUUAUACUUCUAUUAUUAUUACAUUGCAUUUUUAAUAAUUUUAUUAUAUUCGAACAAUAAUUUUUAGAGUGACGAAUCGUCGACAUUGGGUUAUCCAACUAUCCAUAAUACCGUCUCGGAUACAGAUGAUGACUGCUCGUCGGAAAAUGAAUAAUAAAAUUAUUAUACAUAGGUACACCACAUGAAAACUUUGAAUAUUUAUAUCUAUAAAUAUUUGUUUUCAAUAUUCAAUUAUCUAACCGAUUUAUACCUACUUUUUUUUUUUUCAAAUUCAAAUUUUCCCAAUUGGUACGAGAUUAAUUUCAGCUGCUGUUUUAUUUCUCUACCGCAACUGAAUCUGGUACCUAAAUACCUAAUUAUUAUAAUAAUUUGUUCGAAUUUUGUUUUAUUUUAAUAAACAUGGUGUAUACUGAAUCGUGCACUAAUCGUGCCGUCUCUGUCUUUCUAACGGGCAAUAUUGCAAGCAUGAUGUCGAUGUAAUUAUGUAAAACAUACAAAAAAUCUUAUUUAAUCGGUCUAGACACAAAAUAGCUAUUAUACAGUCUAUUGAUAAUUUCCCCGUAAAUCUCUCAGUAAGCCGCGAUAAAAAAUGAGUUAUGCAAAUCUGGUAACUAGUAAGAUCAGGUAAUUAAGGUGAAUAACUGAAAUAAGUGACUUAAUGAGUCUAUACAAUACAAGAUAUUAUUAUUUUAUUAAGCUGUAAAAUAAAAUUCCAAGGGCUGCCAGGGGUUGCUGUACGCUAUCGAGGUGUCUUUAAUAAACUAUCGGGAAUUUAUUAUAUUAAGUUAUUUUAGGGACCUGUAGUAUGCUGUGAAAGACUGUAGUAAUACGUAGACUGUCAUCGGUAUUUAUUAUAUUCUGUCACGCGAAUAAUACUAUUCUACCACUUUUUAUGGAGCAAGGUUUUUAAAGAUAGUAGGUAUUCUAAGAAAAUCAAAAGACGCGACGUGACAGUCGAGCCACGGACAAUGAAAAGUUAUUAUUCCGACUUCGUAAUAUCACAGCGAUAACAAAAUGUUAACGGUGUCACAUACCUAUCAAAUAUUAAAAGUAAAAUGGUGUAUUAUAAUAGCUCUUUGGAAUCUAUUAGGUAUUUAAUUUCAUUAACAAUAUGAUUAAAUGAAAAGUAGUCGUCUAUCGGUCUAUAAAUGUUUUAAAAAUAUUAAUGUAAAAUAUUUAUCGAAAUAUUAUAUCUAAUGUGGUCAUUCUUUGCAAUAUACGGUUCGUAAUAAAAAAUUUGCACUAAACUCAAAACGUCAACAAAAUCAAAGAGUUUCUUAAGUACUAAAUACAUGCAUAUUCACUUCAAAAAUAAAUUCGCAAACUGACUACAGCCGCAAAAUGCUGACUGAAAAUAAUUAAAUAAAAAAGCAGAUACUUUUAAUGGGUGUGCUACUAGUGUAGAUGGAAACUUGAGAAGAUAGGAUAUAAAAAGGCGUAAUACAAUAUACAUCUGUACGCUAACUAUUGAUAAAAAAAUACGAUUUUAAGCAAAGUCUGACAAAACAAGUUUUAAAAUGUCGUGGUUUUUACGAUUUCAAAAAAAAUUUGAACAUUAUUUUAAAAAAAAAACACAAAAAUUACAUUAAGCUUUUUUUUUUUCAUCACUAAGUACAACUUAUAGUGACCGGGUGAACUUGUGUCAAAUUUACGAACAUUUUUGCUGGGCUAAAUAAGUUUUAUUCGCAUAGAUCGGAUAAUUGAAUGUAAGUACGGAAAUGCCGUGAUUUACAUCAGACAAAAAAAUAGUUAAUACGAAUUUUUGAUAUUUGUUCAGUGCAUAAUAAGAAUUUAUGAUAAACCUUGAAUCAUAAAAUUGCCAUUUAAAAAUUAUUCAUCCACAUAAAACCAAUUUAUAACUUGAAAACUUGGAAACGUCAAUCAUAUAUGAAUAACUCCCCAAAUAGUUUUGAAAAUUGUGCAACAUAAAAAAUAUGUCAGGCCAUUACGAUUAUUUUUAACGGAAUUUAAUUAAAAUACAAAAUUGAAAAUAAGUGAAACCGUAGAUUUUCCAAGUUUGUUCCUAUUUUUAAAUCAGGGACUGGAACCGAAUUGAAAAGAACCGGCUCUAGAACCCCAAAACCCUUUAAGUAUUGAGAACCGGAAUAGAAUUUAAAUAUUUUCAAAUAACCGUAACCCAUAUUUUUAAAUUGAAAAAACGGGUUUUACCUUGAUAAAUUAUUUUGUUUUUCCUUUGUGGCAUGUGCUCAAUUUAUCGGCUAUAAUGUUUAUCCCACAGAUUAAAAUGCAACUGCUUUCAUAAACUAUUUUUAUUUUUGUUUAGAGCUGUUGAUUGUUAAAUGAUGAUAAGUAAUUUUAUGACUUAAAACUUAUGAACUAUAUUUUUGUAUAUUAAAGUAAAAAUAGAAAUAAUCUAUAGGUACUAUACUUAUUAGUAUAAAGUUUCAACAGCGUAUUAUUAUUUUAUCGACUAUUGUCAAUAAAUAACAAAUAAACAUGGCAGCGAAUUAGGGUUUUGUAAUACAUCAACAUACCUACUGGUUUAGCCGUCAUUCGAGCAGCUAGUUGCAUCAAGUUGUCGAGUUGUGGUGUCAUCGACAGUGGACUGUAUGUCUGUAUAUGGGGAAGUUGCUCACGGUGAACACAAAAUUGCCAUCCGUAGGCCUUAUUUUUCUUCGUAGAGAACAUGAGCAACUCUACUAAAACCACCAGGAGGCCGUGCACGAAUAAAUACAAAUAUAUACAUUUUUGGAUUCGUUUAUUACUGGUUUUACCUAGAAUCCUAAUUUAAACUCUUAAAUUAAUUUUCCGAAAUCGGAACCGGAACUAGAACCCUUAAAUAAACGUUGUCAUAAAUCUGAACCGGAACCAGAACCUCUUAGAAAAAUAAUUAAGUACCGGACCCGCAAAAACCAGAAGAUACCAGUCCCUGUUUUAAAUACUAAGUAAACCAAAUGACAUGCAAAAUUAUUCUAAGUGAAGUUCGGUUAUACACGUUAUGAAAAACCGUAAUAAUUACAAUUUGAAUUUAAUUUUGAAAAAUGUUCCCAUUUUUUUAUGGCAUUUUCUAUUUAUUAUUAAAACCCCCGAGAAAAUCAAAAAAUGACCAUGUCAAUAAAACAGAAAAAUUUAAUUUUAAAAAAGUGCUACACUUAAAAAUCGGAACAAGAUUUCAGGUUUUUAAGUUUUAAAUUUUUUAACAGCUAAAAAGAAAUAAAAAAAAUUAAACAAACAUCAUUAUAAAAGCAAUACAUUCCUCGCUCCUUUCAGAAUCUAAAAUGAACUCCCCAGUGCAACAAAUAAAUCCAAAAUGCAUAAAGUAGACAGACGAAAAUGAUCUGAUACUGUUGAUGGGUGUGUCACUGUUGUAAUUAGGAAGUUGGAAAAUAGGAUCCAUACAUUUAUUUAAUUUAUAUCUAACUUUUAAUUAACCUCCUGUUCAAUUUUCAAGCAUUUCUGUUUUGUCUAACAAUUUUGUCCACAAAGAACCAAAUACAAAUUACUCACAAAAUGAUAGAGUCUAUAAAUAGCUCAAAUAUGGUUCAAAGAUUUUACAGUUAUAUUACGUAAAAAUAGGCAAAUACAAGUUUUCAAGUACCAAUUUUCAAGUCUCUACAAAUAUGUUUAACUGAAUUCCAAUUAUUAACACAAUUAAAAAUAAUAAAAUACAUUAUUUUAGUAAAUUUCUUGUUCUUCUUACGUUUUAUCCCGGGUUUCACCAGAUUUUAUGAAAACCGCUUGAAAAUCAAAAAUUACCUCUUAAAAUAGACAAUAUUUCCUUUCAAAAAUGGUGCCAUACGUAUAUAUCGGGGCAAGGUUUCUGGUAGAAAUUUUUCUGACGAUAUAAAAAAAAAAUAAACAUCUUUGUAAAACCAAUACAUUCUUCGCUACACUCAGAAUCUAAAAAUGGAUGUCAAUAAAAUAUUGAUUUUAUCUAUUGUGAACCAUUGACUAUGGCAAAUGCCAAUGCACGUUCACUUCUCUCGGGGUGGGGGGGGGAGGCGAUCGCCUCUUUUGAACCGAAUCUUUUAUUUCAAAUCAAUGGAAAUUAGAUGUAGAUAUGAUCACAGUUUUUUUAAUGCGCACACCUCUAACAUUUAUUCACUUCACUUUGUAUCCUAGUUAUCCUUUUCUUGUUAGCUUGCAUCAGUGGCGUAUACAGUGGGGAGGUUAGGGGUUAUAUCCUCCCUAUUAGCUUAAAAUACAAAAAUAUAUAAGUAAUCAAUGUUGAAAUGCGUAUAUUUUAGACAAGUUACGACGAAAAACUUGACAUAUUGAUUAAAAAUUGGCCUUUUUUAGGAUCCGGCUUUUAAAUAACCAAUUCCCAUAGUUAAUUUAGGUAGAGAAGACGAAUUUAUGAUUUAUUCAUAAUUCUUAUUUGCUACAUCCCCUCUCAUUGAUAAUUCUUGGGAACGCUACAGGCUAAUAUUGCCUUUGUCGAUAAUGGUGAAGAACCAUGAUAUAGAUCGGAUGUGUAGGAGACGAGCAUACUAAACGAAAACGUGGCACACUGUGAUCAAACUUAUUUAUUAUUGCAUGGUUUAAAGAAUCAACAAUUUUAAAAAAAUGCCAGUCUCAAUUAAAAUUCCAAGCUACCCUACUGUCGCUUAUCAACUAUAUUGAAGUAAUGAAUAACAAAUAUUUUCAUAAUGUAUUCUGUGUAAAUCUGUUAAAUUAAAAACAUAUUAUAUUGUCGAUUAUCAUUAUUAUACAACAAUUGUUAUAAUGUUCAAUUUAUUCAUUUGACCAUAUUGUUUUUUUAUUUUAUUACGUUUUUAUUGUAAUGUAAAGGUAUGUGUACAAAUUAUUCACAGUAUAAUAAUACAUUAAGUAGCUAAUAAAGUUCUUCAAUUAUAAUUAUUGUCAAUAGUAUUUAUAAUAUAGUUAGUUUAUUUAAUAGACAUUGAAAAUGACACAUUAUUAUUUCAUGGCUCUUUAAUUUAUACUUAUGUAUCGUUUGAUUCAGAUGGUUUGUAUUAAUUUUUAAAUACCUAGGUCAAGAGUGAAAUUAUGAGGAGGAUUCAGUUUUAUUAUCAAGACUCUUUUGGGGCGUUAAAAUUCGAUAAACGAUUGGAAGGGAGGGGGGAAAUUAUUUAUGGUAACGGAUAUUUUAUGGAGACUAUACGUCACCUAUAGAACUUUCUAAUAUUAUGUCUAUGUUAACGGAAAAGGGGCGCCACUUUAUAUGUUGUACCCGGAUCGCCGAAUUCCUAUACAAGCCACCGAAUCCAAUUUCAACUGUCAUCAUAUUAAUAUUAUUCAAGUACCUAUACCUAUAGUACAUCUAAUUGUUUUGUGUAAAUAAAUAUGUAUAAUCGCCGAUAACCAGAACAGCGCGUUUUUUUUUUCUAUUCUUUUUUAUGAAUCGAUCAUUGCAGCGAACAUACGACAUACUCAAAAACGUUUCAACUGCUGCAGCAAUAAUCGCAAUGGUGUUUCGUAUAUAACUCGACACAAAGGUUAGGUACCGUACAAUAUGAUACGUUAUUACGAUUAAAUUAUUAUAAUUACAUAUAAUAUUAUUUAAUUUAAAUAUAUUUCGAUAAUGCAUUAAUAAUAAAUAAUAAUUGGGACCGUAUAAUUGUCACAUUUUAUCGUCUACGCAUUUUUAUUAUUAGCGUGUUAUAUCGGGGUUUUUUUUUAAUAGAGAUUUGGCCACUAGCAUUAACACUUUAAACACCGCCGUAGUAUAGUAAGUAUACCUACUUAGUUCGUUUAAACAAAACCGAAUCAAUAUCACCGUAACGCAAAAGGGACACCUCCUACGUUGUAACUAUAACUGUUCAACGUCGAAUAUGAAGCAACUCUGACGCACGUGCUGGACCGCAUUCAAUCUAUACUACACUAUUUACUUAUCUAACAGUAAGUACUUUCACGAUGUUAUUUUCAAUAAAUAUACAGGUAUACCCGAAAUAUUCGAAACAAACGAAUAAGUAUUAGGCAUUAGUGCUCAGCGUAUUUAUGAGGGUAGAUUAUGAAGAUAUUACAUGUCCCCCUUGACUUUUUUUCAAAUAUAUCUAUUAUUUAUAUUACUAACUAUUUUUAGAUUCUAAUUUCGUUAAAUUUUAGUCGGAAAAACCUACAAUGUAUUGUGUCGGUACCUAUUUAGUUAAUUUAUAAACAACAAAAAAAACCCCGAAACAUAUACAUUUUCUUUUUUAAAACAGAAACGAAUAUCCGAAUUGCUAUAAUAUGCAAAGGAAGUUAGAUUACUCGAUUAUUCGGCUCGUUAUUCGAUUUCAUUGAUGAUCAUUUUUAGGUCGAUAAAAUUGUAAAUCAUAAACAAAAAUAUAUAAAUUAUUAGAAAUUAAUUUUUUUUUUUUUUUAGUCUGGGUAAACUCGUUUACGAGUACAAUAAGGCACACGAUUUAUAAAUUCAUUAUCUCCCACUUUCUCAAAAUCCUAAUUACGCUACUGAGUGUCUUUGUAAAAUUAAAUUAUUUCAUUAACAUUUUGUGAAAACUUAAUAGCAAAUAGUGCGAUUUUGUAUUGAAAAUUAAAAACCUUCUUAAUUAUAAUAUAAAUUAUGUUAUUGUUAUAUAUGUUAUAUAUUUAUCACCUAUUUAUUUCAUACGAAAUCUCGAAUAGAUAGAAGAUAAUUUUUUUUUAGUGUUAUAUAUAAAUUACGAUUUGGUGAAGGUCUCCGAGAAAUGACCAGAUAACUCUAAUAUUGUUUUUAUUUGUUGCCAUUAUAUUAUUAUUGCGGCAAAAAUUUUUUUCAAAAGUAUAUCGGAUAUCCGAUUGUUGUGGUAUCUGUGUCUGAUGGUGGUCCCGAAAUUCUAAAAUAAGAUAACCCAGAUUAAGUCAUUCAUAGACCUUAUGGUCAAUAUUUUCAAUGAAGCCCUUCAAAAAAAAAUUAUUUAAUAUGAUUUAACAAAAUAAAACUAAUACAUUAAAGGCAAUAAAAUAUCAAAAAAUAUAAAAUGACUGAUUAAAUAUACAAAUAAAGAAUAUAUACUGUGGCAAAAAUUGAGACCGCUGGAGUCUUGUGGCCCGGGCGCUAUGACUCCCUGUACCUUCCCCCUCUUUAUUUGAGUUUGAUAACUCCAAUUCUCAACGAGAAAACUAUGCUUCGUCUGGUUGCUGAAUCUAAUUAUUGAGAAUUUUUUUUCUUUAAAUUAUACCUAGUAAAAAGUUAAUUUUUGUGAAGUUAUCUGAUGGUUGCUCGAGAACUUCAUUUGUAAUUUGGAUUUCCUAAUAUUAUUAAUGACGUAAAAUCGAAUAAAUAAGAUGAAUCCAUUGUGUACGUCCAUUAAUAACACAUAAGUAUAAUACUGUACCUAUUUAUUGAACAUUCUAGUAUUAUUUUGUUUGAAAUAUUUAAAAUUAAACACAUUCGCGUGACAAUAAUCGUUAUCGAUACAGUAAAAAAAAAAAAAAAACUAAAACGUGUUAAAUAGAAAUAUCGGAAUAAUAUUUAUCAACUUGUGCGAGAAGUUUUUGAAAUACUAUUACAUUUCAUAUUAAUUAUCGAAUAUAUUAAUAAUCGCUUUGUGUGUAAACAUGUAUAUUUUUAAUCGAUAUGCAUUCGAUAAAUUAAUUGCUUAUAAUCAAAAAUGUCGUAACCAUUUCGUAUGCACGCAUUGCAUUAAAUGAUUGAAAGUAACGAAAGGUCCCAAAUAAUUAUUAAGACAGAUAUAAUAUUAUGCAAUGCAAUAUUAAACUAACAGUUUUGUUUUCCUUUAAAAUUUCAGAUUUUAAAAAAAAAUGGACAGUAAUAAUAAGAAAGAACGAUCGCCGCAUCCUAGGCAAACUGCAAAUGUGUUCGAAAUAGUUUCAUUCAGGUAAAUCAACGCUGACGUGUUUGUCUUGUUUUAUUACAACAUUAUAUUUCAUAAUACCUACUUAAAAUGUAUGUAUACAAUACAUCGUAUUAAUUAGUUAUAACUGAAAAAAUUACAAAACCUUGUGUGCGAGUAAUUAGAUCAAAUUUAGAAAUGUCGGUUAUAUGUUUUAUUGACAACGAAUCAAUAAAAUAUUAAUCUCAGUAAAAAAAUGAUUAUUACUCCGACACGGUAUUGUAUCAAACUACAAUUAUAUGCGUAUUAUAGUACUAUUGAAAUAAUAUUCAUGCACUAUCAUCUUCUGUAAACGGGACAAUUUUAAUCGAUUUUUCUACAGAAAAAUAUUCUAAAAACCGGGAUCGGAAAAUAAGCUUUUUUUAAAUUUACUUUGUUUUUAACAAUUUCGUGGUUUAAGUUCUACAACAAAUGUUCAAUAAUUCUAAAAAGAGAAACAUAAAUAGUACACUGCACGAGUUUUGAAUAAAGAUUUAAAAUGUAUAAAUUUUUAAUAAUCAAGACUAUUAUACACAUAUAUACCGAAUAAUAAUUGUUAAUAGUUUAUAGAACCAUGCUAUCCCCGUGGAAUAGAAAAAUACGAGUUCGACGGAGAUAAGCGUUAAAAUUACAGCGCUCAAAACAGCGUACGAUAUAAUUUCAUUAAAAUAGGGAUUAUUAAAAAGUAUUAUACUUAUUAUAACAGAUAUCAUUAUAGAAUUUAAUAGAGAAAUGACUGUCGCGGAUAUAUGUUUGCACAAAUAUGUUUUAAUUUAUUAAAAAAAAAUUACAUAGAUGAAUAAUUGCAAAGCCGUAAAAAUUAAAUUUGCCAUUUUCCUAUAAUGAUAUCACGCAGACUCCAUGCUUACAUUUUGGUUUGUAAAUAUCGAUAAAAUAGCAAAAUUCCAUUAAUAAAUACUUCCUAUUGCUCGAAGAGGGGCAAAAAAUAAUAGUGUUUAAUAGAAUAUGUGUGUGAAUUUAUUCUUUUAGCUGGCUGUUAAGACUAUUUAGAACUGGACGAAAAAGAACGUUGGAAAUAAGCGACCUGUACACGACUUUAGACGCUCACAAAUCAUCUAAAUUGGGCGAUGAAUUAGAAAAGUAAUUUUCCAAAUCCAAUAAAAUUAUAAUGACAUGUUUGUCUAAUUCAAUUUUCGCCCCCUUUAUUAAGACAAUGGAAAAUAGAAUUAAGUAAGGUGAAUCGAAAGCCAAGCUUAUGGCGAAUAUUAUACAGAAUGUUCGGUUUCCGAUUCAUGAUAUUUGGGAUCACACUCGCAAUCAGUGAAGUCUGUCUAAAGUAUGAAUUAUUUUUUUAUAUAUACAUUAUACAUAGACAUAUUAUAUGUAACGUAAUUGUUUGUAACAUUUUAUUAUAUAUAUUUAUAUACAUAUACCUAUAUUGAUAUUUAAGUAUCGAUACCUAUUAUGAUAAUUAAAAUUAAAGUUAUUUUUUUAAAAUUUUGGUCACAAGAAUUUGGAAUACUUAAAUACCUAACUAUACUACAUUACUGCGGCCCAUUAUGUAUUAUUAUUAUGACGGUGCGAGAACGUAAGCAAAUUAAAUUUAACAUGAUGACAUAUCAUAGCUAGGCUUACCUAAUAAUAAUUACAAUACAUUGUAACUAUGAUAUCGUCCACUCAUUAAUUCAUAAUCUCUUUAUGAAUAUAUUAUAAUAUAAUUUAAUAUACUUACGCGUUAUUGUCAAUUGUCACUCUGAUUCUUAAUAUAAUAUUAUAAUAAUAUUUAACAACUGUCGAUUUUUCAAUUUUCAUAUUUGUAUAAAUUAUGUUAUCAAUCUUCAGAUUGCACAUUUACAAUAGAAAUGUUUUUAUUUUCAUCAGCUCAUUGGAGAUAUUUCACAUUUAAGCUUACGUAGAAGGAGAGUAGUAGAGCGUUAUUCGUAUGGCGGCGAGACGCGCAACGUUUUACUAGUAUUCCACUACUCUCUUCCUACCCAGUGGAAUAUUUCGUUAACGAAUUGAUGGAAACCAAAAAUAUUAGAACCAAAAUUAAUUUAAAUUAAUAGACCAUCUAUUUAUUGAAAUUUGAGUAUAGGUUUCCAUUUUAAAAUCAAAAGUAGAUAGUAAUUUUACCUCCAAAAAUUAGGUUGAUAAAAAUAAUGGUUAUCUAACAUUUUAGAGCGACUUGAUACAUACUGAUUAUGACGUACUCGUCUGAUAUGAAAAUAUUUUUGAAAAUUUAACCCCUAAUAGGGUAAACUAAGGGUUUUUAGUUAUUUUUGGUACGAAUAUCUAAUUUUUUUAUUUAUUUUUGUUUAUUCAUGGGUUACCUUGGUGACAUUUAUGACAAUUUAAUUGUCACGGACAGGAAAUCUAUUGUUAUUAUUUAUACUAUUAUUUAGCAAUAUUUAAAGUAUUUUCGGGUCAAUUAGUGUAGUACAGAUGAAUCACUCUGUAAAAUACGAUAAUUUUAUAAUAAAUACGUUUUGAUGAACAAAAUAUGUAUGAUAUUUAUUAAAAAGCUGCAAAGCAAAGUAUACAAACUAUUAUUAAAUAAUUAAAAUUAAAUGACUUUUGUUGUACUACACUUCAUAAUAUUGACUUAUUUUCAAGUAUCCGACUGAAACUAUAUUAAAUAGUUAUAGAUUUACACUAUUAUUCCAUCUCACAACCAUCCUUCCAGCUAUCUAAUGCCAUAAUAUUUAAAUUUUCUUCACGUCCCAAAGCUUGGACGUUCUUUUUUUGUUUUGCUAUGACUUCCAACCGAAUUCAUUGCAGCCUUCUCAAAAGUCAUUCCCCUGACAAGUUCAUUUCCUAUUAAUUUUCUGUGGUAUAUACCGUUUUUAUUAUAAUAACGGCGUGUAUUUGAUGGAAAACGAAAUUUGUAUUUUGUUUAUAGAAUAUUACAACCGUUAUUGAUCGGCGGAUUACUAACGUAUUUCAACACGAAAGAAACAAACGAAAACGAUUUAAAACAUGCGUACAUGUACGCCGGCGGUUUAGCAAUCACCAUGGCCAGUUCGAUGACGAUGUAUCAUUGUACGAUGAUUGAAAUGUUACACUGCGGAAUGAAGACACGGAUCGCUUGUUGUUCGGCUGUAUUUAAAAAGGUAAAAUUAAAAAAAAAAACAUAUUAUGACGAUAUAUAUAUAUGUAUAUAUUAUUAUGAUCCCGAUGUAUACCCUAAGUCAGCGGUUCCCAAACUGUGAGGCAUUAGCCACUUAACAAAAAAGAGACGUGUAAUAAAUAUUUUACGCGUUUAUCGUUCAGACCGUUAGACUUUCCGGAUUUCGGGUUCCGCAUAAACAUCGAAUAUCGCGAAAUUAGCAAAGAUUCGCGUAUAUUAAUACUCGUCAUAUUUUUUCAAAGCGAAAUUUUCAGCAAAAGCCGUAAUCCAAUCGUUCCUAUUUUUAAGGAGACUCGAAUAAAAAAAGUUUGAGAACCGUUGCCCUAUAUAAUUGUGCGUGUAAUUGUACGAAUUUUCGUAAUUUAUUUACGAAUAUAUUAUAUAGCUUAAAACUAUAUUGUUAAAUUAAUUAGUUCAAUUAAUCAAUCAAUUAUGUUCGCAAAAACUAUUUUAUAAUAAUAAUUAACCAGUAAUUCAACGUUUAUUUAUUUAGUUUCUAAUCAAUAAACAAUCGCCCAAAUCAAUUUAAUUAGUUUAAUUCAUUUAACCGGACUCUGGAAUUAAAUAAUUAAAUUCAAAUCGUGAUACAGAUGGCAUAUUAUUGCUAGACUAGAAUAUUAUAUAAAAUUAUUGUAUAGAUUCUAAGCAGACAAGUUUAAAAUACUUAUGAUAAUCUGAUAUAAUUUAAACGUUUUCCACUCAGGCGUUACGGCUAAGUAAUUCGGCUCUCGGUGAAACCACGGUCGGUCAAAUAGUCAAUUUGUUAACAAAUGAUGUAAAUCGGUUUGAUACAGGACUACUGUUUCUGCACUUUUUGUGGAUAAGCCCCGUGCAAACACUGUUAGCCACGUAUUUCAUAUGGAAAGAAGUAGGUGUGUCGUCGGUAUUUGGACUAGGGGCCUGUUUUAUGUUCAUUCCGAUACAAGGUCUGUAAAAAAGAAAGAAAAAAAAAACAAAUAAAAUUAUUAUUAUAAUUUAAUAUAAGAUGAUCGUUUAAAAUAUUCCUUUUUUAGGUUGGUUGGGAAAAAAGACAUCUGAAUUUCGAUUGAGGACCGCUGUGAAAACAGACGAGAGGGUGCGUCUGAUGAACGAAAUUAUUUCCGGUAUUCAAGUGAUCAAGAUGUAUACGUGGGAAAAACCGUUUGCGUAUUUAGUGCAAAGCGCAAGGAAGUAUGCAUAAUUGAGAAUUGUAAAAACAAUAAUUAUCGGUUUGUUAAAAUAAAAUAAAUAUUGUUAAAGGAAAGAGAUUCAGCAAAUUAGAGGGUCAGUGUACACAAGAGCGACACUGUCGUCUUUCAUGGCGUUCCACACGAAGAUUUCGCUGUUUUUCUGUAUAAUUUCGUACGUCUUCCUGGGCAAUAUAAUUUCAGCGCAAAAAGUAAUAGAAAACCCGUAAAAAAAAGACAACGGACAAUUUCGUACCUAAAUAUUGAUUUUGUUGUAAUAUUAUUUUAAUAGGUUUUCGUUAUAGCUUCGUACUACAGUAUAUUACAGACGACAAUGACAAUACGUUUCCCUCAAGGUAUUGGAUUACUCGCUGAAAUGUUAGUCUCCAUAAAACGUCUGCAGGUAUUAAUUAAUAUACAUUUCGGUACAAAUGUCAAUAAAAUAUUCAUUCUACUAAAUACCGUUAUUUUUUUUUUUUUUUUAAGAAUUUUAUGUUAUUUGAUGAAAAAGUCAAAGAGAAAGUCGUCGAUAAUGUAAACGGUGACGCAAAAACUAACAACAAAACGUGUGACCAAACCGAGACAGUUUUUACGAAUCCACCGUUAGGUGUAGUAAUUUCAAACGCUACCGCCAAGUGGACGGACGCUAAACCAGAAAACUCAUUGGAAAAUAUUAAUCUGACUGUUGGACCAGGUCGAUUGACUGCAAUAAUCGGUCCCGUCGGUGCCGGAAAAGUAAAAUAUUAAACACACACAUUUAAUCGAUUGCGAAUAAGUUUAAUAAUAUUUCGAUUUUUUUUUGAUUUUUUUGGUAGAGUUCGAUUGUACAAUUGAUUUUAAGAGAAUUGCCGCUCACCCAGGGGACACUGUCCGUGCAAGGUGUGGUGUCAUACGCGGCUCAAGAACCGUGGUUGUUUGCCGGUUCUGUUCAACAAAACAUUCUAUUCGGGUCACCAAUGGAUAAGGAACGUUAUAGAAAAGUAAAAAAAAAUAUAUAUAUUAUAUAAUAAUAUCGUGUCAGCAGAUAUUAUUUUGUCUCAUGAAAUGGAUACAAAUAUUAUAUUAUUGCGAACUAUACAUCAUUUAGGUUGUAAGCGUGUGCGCGUUAAAAACGGAUCUCAAACAACUUCCGUACGGUGACAGAACGCUCGUUGGCGACAAGGGCGUCGCGCUCAGUGGAGGUCAGAGGGCCAGGAUAAAUUUGGCGAGGUACCUAACUAUACAGCUAAUGGUGUGACGAGUAUUUAUGUACAAUGACGCACAAAAUAUUUUUUAAUACCCACCCCGCCCCUUUCAAAAAAUAUCAACCCUUUAUAGUUUUUUUUAUUGCUAUCAUUUAGACAAAAAUGUUCUUGAGUUAAUCAACGGAAAACAAAUAAAUACCUAUAAUUUAUAAAUUCAAUGUAAGCAAAUGUCCCAGUUUAGUUCUCAACCAUCUUUAUACAUACCGCGCACGUAUAUAGGGGUAUAAAAAAAUUAAUCGUGAAAUACGAAUGCCAAUAAAACCGCUUAAAUUUGAUACUUAAGAUUUAGGUAUCGAAACAAUAGUGGUUAAUAAUUGAAAUAUACAGAAAAGUAUGAAUUCAUUUAUUGAUAUUGAUUAUUAAAACUACCAAUUAUUUAUUAGUGUUUUUCUCACCAACCUAUACCUACUCAUCUAAUUUCAACCAUGAUGCCUAGGCUUAUUGAAAUCCCCUUCGCCACGCCACUACAGGUCCUGAAACUAAUAUACGAUAAAAAUGACAAAAUACUCGUAUAUUUAUACAUGUUCUGUUUUUUUUCCUCUUCAGAGCUGUAUACAAACAAGCCGAUAUUUAUUUAUUUGAUGAUCCUCUGUCAGCCGUCGACACGCACGUCGGAAAACACUUGUUCGACAUUUGUAUCAAAGGUUCGACUCGACAGCAUUUUCGAUCGUGUUAACAUUUGUUUGAAAUUAAAUUUUUUUUUUUAGGUUUCCUCAGAGAUAAAAUUCGUAUACUCGUAACUCACCAGUUGCCGUUAUUGACGAAUGUGGACCAAAUUAUUUUAAUGGAUGAUGUAAGCAAAUACAUUAUUUUUUUCCUAUCGUUUCUAUUGCAGAUAACAAUAUAUCCACAGACAUUUAUAGUGUUCAUAAUAUUGUUAUUAAUAUUUAGGGAAAAAUAAGAGCGGACGCCACAUAUGCAGAACUCCGGAAUUCGGAUUUAGACUUUGCAACACUGUUUCGAGCGUCUACCGAGAAAGCUGUGGUACCGGAUGUCAAUAAAAACGGAAACGUCGCGUGUCUCGAUCUACCUCAUGAGCAUAUGUACGAUCGUAAAAUGUCUGUACAAAGUGUCGAUUCGAUUCAAUCUCAUGCGGAACCCGUUGAAAUAGCGGAAACCAGAAUAUCAGGAAAUAUUUCUCACGUUGUGUACUUUAAAUACAUAUCGGCCGGAGGAAGAUUUUUCAAACUGUUUUUUUUCCUUUGUACUUGCAUUUUUACUCAGAUAUUGGCAUCAUCCGCGGAUCUAUGGAUUACUUAUUGGUAUUGUGCAAAGCGUAAUUCAAUAAUUUUUUAUCAAACAUACCACUGUGUUUGUAUACUAUGUAUAAUUUAUUUUAUUUUCGAUUAGGGUCAAUCUAGAAGAUCACUUUUUCCGUAGUCCCAAAACCGGGUUGGAAGAUUCGUUGAAUACGUUUAUGUGCUGGACGAUUAAUCGACAGAUUUGUAUUUAUGUUUUCUCCGGUCUGACAUUAUCCGUGAUAAUUUUUACCGGUAUUAGGACCGCUACAUUCGUGUCAGUUUGUAUGACGGCUUCGAUGAAUUUACAUAAUAAAAUGUUCAACUCUAUAACCAGAGCGACAAUGCGUUUCUUCAAUACGAAUUCGUCGGGUAAAAAAAUAAUCGAAUUAAUUGAUUAAUUAUGUAAAUAAAUAAAUUUUAAAAAAUAAUAACGUAAGUACAAUUAAUCUUCUCGAAUAGGUCGUAUUCUUAACCGUUUUUCAAAAGAUAUCGGUUCGAUCGACGAAGCGCUUCCGGUGGCACUGAUGGACACUAUACAAGUUAGUACACUCAAUUCAAUACCGAUUCACAUAUAUUAUAUUAUAUUAUAUUAUUUUGUAAUAUUCUAAUUAUUUUUUUUUUUUUUUAGGUUGGAUUAUCAAUUAUAGGAAUUAUAAUUUUAGUAGGAAUUAUCAACUCAUAUCUUUUGAUACCGACGGUUAUCAUAGCGUUCAUUUUUUACAAACUGUGUUUGUGUUACUUGAAGACAUCGCGGAGUAUUAAACGUUUGGAAGCAGUGAGUAAGUAAAGAGAAUAAAAUCGCAUUUGUGACUGCCCGAUAUCUUAAUCGUUAUUACGAUCACGUAUCGAGAAUUAUUAAGAUUGAAAUAUUUAUUUUUAUUUUCUAUUAUUCAACUUAGCACGGAGUCCUGUAUUCACGCAUUUGAAUGGAGCACUUCAAGGUUUGACGACCAUUCGGGCGUUCGAAGCAGAACAAAUUUUAUCCAAAGAAUUUGACAACCAUCAAGUUAAUAUUAAUUUUGUUUUUUUUUUGUUUUAUUAGAUUUAUUAUAAAUUAAUAUAAUUUACGGAACUGACUUUGAAUAUUUUUAACGAAUUGGUUACAACUGCAGUGUAACCUUUUAUAAUAUAAAACAUAUUACAGGAUUUACACUCUACCGCUUGGUAUUUGUACAUAAGCUCGAAUCGAGGGUUCAGCUUAUGGUCAGACGUAAUAGUUAUUAUCUACAUAGGCAUCGUAACGUUCAGCUUCAUAAUCAUAGGCAAAGGUAUGGAAUAGCAUUUGAUAUUAUAUUAUUAACGUAAUAAUAAUAUAUUAAUGGUAUCUGCAAACUAUGAAUUAUUCGUUCGUCGUUUUGGUAUUUUAAACAGGAUUUUAUUUAGUUUUUAAUGUUCUUUUCAGAUACAUACGGCGGUAACGUCGGACUCGCUAUAACCCAAGCGAUCGGACUGGUUGGUUUCUUGCAACUAGGAAUCAGACAGACGUCAGACUUGGAAAAUCAAAUGACUUCGGUAGAAAGGGUUUUGGAAUACACAAAUAUCCCGCAAGAAGCCGCUCUCGAAUCUCACCCGGGUAAUAUUCGCUAACAUUAUUAUUUAUUUUCGUAAAAACGUACUAUAAUUGAUUAAUAGUUACUAAUCUAUUAAUUAUUAUUUGAACACGUAUAUAUAUAUAUAUACAUAUAUAUAUAUAUAUACAUAUGUAUAUAGACGAAAAACCACCGGUACUCUGGCCCACGGACGGACAUAUAACAUUUAACAAUUUAUAUUUGCGAUACGGAGCUCAUUCGCAAUAUGUUAUUAAAAACCUCAAUAUAAAAAUCGAACCUAGGGAAAAAGUAAUAUUAUUGUUAUUAUUAUGCACAUUAUUGGCAUUUGAUAUUUCAUAAUUAUUGUUGAUUAUACACCCAAUUUAACAUUCUGUUCUACGCGGGUAAUAGAUAGGAAUCGUUGGACGAACCGGCGCGGGGAAAUCGUCAUUGAUCGGAGCGCUGUUCAGAUUGGCCAAUAACGAAGGAAAUAUCAUUAUAGACGGUAUAGAAAUACACGGGUUGGGACUGCACGAGUUACGUUCCAAAAUUUCCAUCAUUCCCCAAGAACCGGUGCUGUUUUCGGGAACCGUGAGAAAAAAUCUAGAUCCGUUUUACGAAUAUCCCGAUCACGUUAUUUGGAACGCUUUGGAUGAAGUAAUUAUAAUAAUACUAUAAGGCCAUAGUCGGAAAAUGUCCAUAACAUCAAAAAUCAUCUUUGAAAAACUUAAAUGUGAUUUAUUUUAAACAUACUGGCAAUAACAUAAAUAUACGAAUAUGUUUAUAUUAGCAUUUUUGAACUAGGUAUUACUUUAAAGAUUUAAGAAAGAUAAGUAGAUUAAAACUUGAUUUAUCACCAAAAUAAUUUAAAUCAAUUAAUUUAAUUUUAAUAGUUAAUAGUUAAUAGUCACAUAAAAAUAUAUUACAAAUUUAAAAAAAAAAUAUGUCAAAUUGCGUAAUGUACAAUCGUAGAUCGAUUUUUUUUUUUUUACAUGUUACUUGUUUUAUUCGUUCUCAAAUAAUAUUUGAAUUCUAAGUUACUAUAUUAGAUAUAUGUAUUAACUAUUUAUUCAUUAUUUAUAAUAGUGACCAGUGACAACUUUUACUUGGUAUAUUUGAGGCACCCUCCAAAACAGAUUUUGUUAGGGCUUAAUACCCUCAAGUCACCACUCCCAAUUUAUUUCCGCCUAUGCAUAAACCAUAACAAUAAAAAUAAAUUUAUAUUACGUUUAAUUCUUACAUUAUUUUUGUCAUGAACUUUCUAGGUAGAACUCAAAACCGUCGUAGAAGAUUUACCUAAUGGUCUAAACUCGAGAAUGACCGAAGGCGGAUCGAAUUUCAGCGUCGGCCAACGACAAUUGGUGUGUUUGGCCAGGGCCAUUGUUCGAAACAACAGAAUUCUCGUACUGGACGAAGCCACGGCCAACGUUGAUUUAAAGUAGGUGGCAAAAUGAAAUCACACUUUUACUUAUUUAUAUAAUUUGUGCCCAAAGGGAUUCUGUACCUCAAAUUAUGAAAGCGUCUUUCUACUAAAUAGUAGUACUUAAAUAGGUGCAACGCUUGGGACGGUACAUAUUUUUGUAUUUUUAUCAAAACGCAUUUUCAUUAAAAUUUAAACUUUAAACGAGUUUAUCUCUUAUAAAGAAUACAAGAAAAAUAAAAAUAAAAGACUUCCUCAUUGUAUAAACCAGAUCAGUGGCGUCGUAUUAUAGUAAAAUAUAUAGUCUUACUGAGUAUUACAGUCAAUUUUUUUUAUUUUAUUUUUUUUGUGAACAACUUUUCUACCAGCAAUUUCACUCCAAUUUACAAUAAUAGCCUAGCUGUAGUAUUUUUUCGUAUAUUAUUAAUUGCUGAAUUAUGUUUAGAAAUUGAUAUAAAUGAGUGUAGGGAAAAGUCCCCCUCCCAACAGGUUAUAUUGAAUUUAAUAGUUGUAAGAGAUGUUAAUUUUUGUAUAAGUCUUAUACAAACCACUCUUCUUUUAUUUGUCCAAUUCGAGUACUGGCUAUAAUACCGAUAUUGCGUUCAAAUAUUUCAGGACUGAUACGUUAAUUCAACGGACGAUUAGAGAUAAAUUUAAAACGUGUACGGUGUUAACGAUUGCUCAUCGUUUGAACACGGUUAUGGAUUCCGACAAGGUGUUGGUCAUGGACGCGGGACAAAUGGUGGAAUUCGAUCAUCCGCAUAAUUUGUUGAAAAACAAAAACGGAUUUUUAUACAAAAUGGUCGAACAGACGGGACGGGACACGGCCGAUUUGUUAUACAGUAUAGCGGAACAGGUACACCCAAUAAUAUAUAUAUAUAUAUACUAAGAUCUCUCAGGGCGGUGUGGAUUAUUUUUUUACCGUAUUUUUGGAUCUAUAUCUGUAUUUCAAUAUCGUACCUUUUAAAUGUUCGCAGAGUUAUAAAUCCAAGGACGAAGCGACGCCAGCGAAAGAAGAACCCGAAACGUAA
This is a messenger RNA of Cinara cedri, 56413 nucleotides long. Lineage: Eukaryota; Metazoa; Arthropoda; Insecta; Hemiptera; Aphididae. The record is from the annotation of a GenBank genome assembly.